AUGUUUGUCACCACCCUGAUCAACAAGUCCCUGCUGACCGGAGAGGUACGAUUGAUCUUCAAAACAGCGGCAGUCACCCCCAUACCAUCACUUUCCCAGCCAGAUGCAGAGAAACUCAUCCACGCCUUCAUCUUCGGCCAUGCGCUGUUUGGGGGCCUCCCAGCCAAAUCACUACAUAGCCUCCAACUAAUCCAGAAAAGUGCUGCCAGGGUCCUGACCAGGACCAAGAAGUCAGACCACAUCACCCCGAUCCUGGCCCAGCUCCACAUCAGUGACCUCAUCUCAAUCAGCGAGCCACUUUGCACUCUCUGCUCCAGCCACUCUCUUCUGCUUCAAGUCCCCAAGACAUAUCUCAGAACUAUGGCAGACCGAGCCUUCUGCUCCCUUGCCCCUCACCUAAGGAAUGCUCUUCCUGACCAUCUGAGAGCCUCUCCAUCACACAGAACUCUUAAAACGGGCUUUAAAACCCACUUCUACAGACUGUCUUUUUCAUAGUCCUAGUCCCAAUCUAAGAUGUAUACUGAACAAAAAUAUAAACGCAACAUGUUCAUACAGUUCAUAUAAGGAAACCAGGCAAUUGAAAUAAAUUCAUUAGGCCCUAAUCUAUGGAUUUCACAUGACUGGGCAGGGGCGCUGAAAUGAACAUUCAACAGCUCUGGUGGACACUCCUACAGUCAGCAUGCCAAUUGCACGCUCCCUCAACUUGAGACAUCUGUGGCACUGUGUUGUGUGACAAAACUGCACAUUUUAGAGUGGACUUUUAUUGUCUCCAGCACAAGGUGCACCUGUGUAAUGAUCAUGCUGUUUAAUCAGCUUCUUGAUAUGCCACACCUGUCAGGUGGAUGGAUUAUCCUGGCAAAGGAUAAAUGCUCACUAACAGGGAUGUAAACAAAAUUGGAGAGAAAUAAGCUUUUUGUGUAUAUGGAACAUUUCUGGGAUAUUUUAUUUCAGCUCAUGAAACAUGGGACCAACACUUGACAUGUUGUGUUUAUAUUUUUGUUCAGUAUAUUUAGCACCUAGCCCACUAUUGCUAUUUUACCUGCCUUGAUUCUAAAUGUAUCUAGUAUUUAUUGUAUAUAAAACAUUUAUUUCCUCAGUAGAACUUUGAGGACUCUGUAAUGAAAAGUGCUAUACAAAUUAAUUGUAUUAUUAUUAAUAAUGUCAUAUAUACUGUAAUAGAUGUGGUCACAGGUGCGUUUGUGUGCGAGAAAGACACUGAGUGUGUGUGUGUGUGUGUUUCGAUGUACCAUGUUGGUGAUGGCUCUUAUUUAGCAUCCCAUUGUUAGUAAAAUAAUCAUAGAAUUGAAAGAUACCCCCCUACCCCUCCCUGCACACCCAGAUGCCCACCAUUUCCUGUGAUAGGUCAGGAUGCCGGUGCCCUUCCCAUGGGCCUGAACUUGAGAGACGAGCAGACGGCUCGUACCUGAAAUACAGUGGCUUGCGAAAGUAUUCACCCCCUUGGCAUUUUUCCUAUUUUUUGCCUGACAACCUGGAAUUAAAAUGGAUUUUUUGGGGGUUUGUAUCAUUUGAUUUACACAACAUGCCAACCACUUUGAAUAUGCAAAAUAUUUUUGUGUGUGAAACAAACAAGAAAUAAGACCAAAAAACAGACAACUUGAGCGUGCAUAACUAUUCACCCCCCCCCCCCCCCCCCCCCCCCCCCCCCCAAAGUCAAUACUUUGUAGAGCCACCUUUUGCAGCAAUUACAGUUGGCACAUCUAGCCACUGGGAUUUUUGCCCAUUCUUCAAGGCAAAACUGCUCCAGCUCCUUCAAGUUGGAUGGGUUCCACUGGUGUACAGCAAUCUUUAAGUCAUACCACAGAUUCUCAAUUGGAUUGAGGUCUGGGCUUUGACUAGGCCAUUCCAAGACAUUUAAAUGUUUCCCCUUAAACCACUCGAGUGUUGCUUUAGCAGUAUGCUUUGGGUCAUUGUUCUGCUGGAAGGUGAACCUCUGUCCCAGUCUAAAAUCUCUGGAAGACUGAAACAGGUUUCCCGCAAGAAUUUCCCUGUAUCAUUCCUUCAAUUCUGACCAGUUUCCCAGUCCCUGCCUAUGAAAAACAUGGUGUUCUCGGGGUGAUGAGAGGUGUUGGGUUUGCGCCAGACAUAGCGUUUUCCUUGAUGGCCAAAAGCUCAAUUUUAGUCUCAUCUGACCAGAGUACCUUCUUCCAUAUGUUUGGGGAGUCUCCCACAUGGCUUUUGGCGAACACCAAACGUGUUUGCUUAUUUUCUUCUUUAAGCAAUGGCUUUUUUCUGGCCACUCUUCCGUAAAGCCCAGCUCUGUGGAGUGUACGGCUUAAAGUGGUCCUAUGGACAGAUACUCCAUUCUCUGCUGUGGAGCCUUGCAGCUCCUUCAGGGUUAUCUUUGGUCUCUUUGUUGCCUUUCUGAUUAAUGCCCUCCUCUCCUGGUCCGUGAGUUUUGGUGUGCCGUCCUCUCUUGGCAGGUUUGUUGUGGUGCCAUAUUCUUUCAAUUUUUUAAUAAUGGAUUUAAUGGUGCUCCGUGGGAUGUUCAAAGUUUCCGUGGGAUGUUCAAACCCUGAUCUGUACUUCUCCACAACUUUGUCCCUGACCUGUUUGGAGAGCUCCUUGGUCUUCAUGGUGCUGCUUGCUUGGUGGUGCCCCUUGCUUAGUGGUGUUGCAGACUCUGGGGCCUUUCAGAACAGGUGUAUAUACAGUGGGGGAAAAAAGUAUUUAGUCAGCCACCAAUUGUGCAAGUUCUCCCACUUAAAAAGAUGAGAGAGGCCUGUAAUUUUCAUCAUAGGUACACGUCAACUAUGACAGACAAAAUGAGAAAAAAAAUCCAGAGAAUCACAUUGUAGGAUUUUUAAUUAAUUAAUUUGCAAAUUAUGGUGGAAAAUAAGUAUUUGGUCACCUACAAACAAGCAAGAUUUCUGGCUCUCACAGACCUGUAACUUCUUCUUUAAGAGGCUCCUCUGUCCUCCACUCGUUACCUGUAUCAAUGGCACCUGUUUGAACUUGUUAUCAGUAUAAAAGACACCUGUCCACAACCUCAAACAGUCACACUCCAAACUCCACUAUGGCCAAGACCAAAGAGCUGUCAAAGGACACCAGAAACAAAAUUGUAGACCUGCACCAGGCUGGGAAGACUGAAUCUGCAAUAGGUAAGCAGCUUGGUUUGAAGAAAUCAACUGUGGGAGUAAUUAUUAGGAAAUGGAAGACAUACAAGACCACUGAUAAUCUCCCUCGAUCUGGGGCUCCAUGCAAGAUCUCACCCCGUGGGGUCAAAAUGAUCACAAGAACGGUGAGCAAAAAUCCCAGAACCACACGGGGGAACCUAGUGAAUGACCUGCAGAGAGCUGGGACCAAAGUAACAAAGCCUACCAUCAGUAACACACUACGCCGCCAGGGACUCAAAUCCUGCAGUGCCAGACGUGUCCCCCUGCUUAAGCCAGUACAUGUCCAGGCCCGUCUGAAGUUUGCUAGAGUGCAUUUGGAUGAUCCAGAAGAGGAUUGGGAGAAUGUCAUAUGGUCAGAUGAAACCAAAAUAGAACUUUUUGGUAAAAACUCAACUCGUUGUGUUUGGAGGACAAAGAAUGCUGAGUUGCAUCCAAAGAACACCAUACCUACUGUGAAGCAUGGGGGUGGAAACAUCAUGCUUUGGGGCUGUUUUUCUGCAAAGGGACCAGGACGACUGAUCCGUGUAAAGGAAAGAAUGAAUGGGGCCAUGUAUCGUGAGAUUUUGAGUGAAAGCCUCCUUCCAUCAGCAAGGGCAUUGAAGAUGAAACGUGGCUGGGUCUUUCAGCAUGACAAUGAUCCCAAACACACCGCCCGGGCAACGAAGGAGUGGCUUCGUAAGAAGCAUUUCAAGGUCCUGGAGUGGCCUAGCCAGUCUCCAGAUCUCAACCCCAUAGAAAAUCUUUGGAGGGAGUUGAAAGUCUGUGUUGCCCAGCGACAGCCCCAAAACAUCACUGCUCUAGAGGAGAUCUGCAUGGAGGAAUGGGCCAAAAUACCAGCAACAGUGUGUGAAAACCUUGUGAAGACUUACAGAAAACCUUUGACCUGUGUCAUUGCCAACAAAGGGUAUAUAACAAAGUAUUGAGAAACUUUUGUUAUUGACCAAAUACUUAUUUUCCACCAUAAUUUGCAAAUAAAUUCAAAAGAAAUCCUACAAUGUGAUUUUCUGGAUUUUUUUUCCUCAUUUUGUCUGUCAUAGUUGACGUGUACCUAUGAUGAAAAUUACAGGCCGCUCUCUCAUCUUUUUAAGUGGGAGAACUUGCACAAUUGGUGGCUGACUAAAUACUUUUUUUCCCCACUGUAUACUGAGAUCAUGUGACAGAUCAUGUGACACUUAGAUUGCACACAGGUGGACUUAAUUUAACUAAUUAUGUGACUUCUGAAGGUAAUUGGUUGCACCAGAUCUUAUGUAGGGGCUUCAUAGCAAAGGGGGUGAAUACAUAUGCACGCACCACUUUUCCAUUAUUUAUUUUUUAGAAUUUUUUAGAAUUUUUUAGAAAUUCCUUAAUAAUAAGUACUUUUUUUCAUUACAUGAAAUCCAAAUAAAAGUCCAUUUAAAUUACAGGUUGUAAUGCUACAAAAUAGGAAAAACGCCAAGGGGGAUGAAUGCUUUUACAAGGCACUGUACUCAGUUUCAUACAUUACCAUCACACAUUAUGUUAUAAGCACACAGGAUCUUUCUAUCUAUAUGGAUCCAGGACUAGAGCUCAAACAGCACAGGGAAUACAGGAAUUUAUUGGUGAGAUACAAGUUAAGGGAUAAGUAUUUUAUAAAAUCGAUAUUGGUCACUUCCUGAAUCGUAAACCUGUGUGUUCCUUCCUCUUCCUGUCAGGUGACUAUGAUUGACAGGGGGGCGGCAGAGCAAGCAUGUAAAGACCCCAACCCCGUCGUCGACGGUAGGAAGACUAACGUCAACCUGGCCUACCUGGGAGCCAAGCCCCGAAGCCCACAGACAGGUGAGUCAUGCAAACAUACACACACACACACACACACACACACACACAGAGAGACCGCAUACGCAUACACAGACACACUACGCAAACAGUUGAGCAGAUGACACGCGCACACACUCUCAGCUGACUACUAUUAUAGCUACAUUCCUCUACAUUAUACGGUACACACACCACACACAGCUUCUCCCUGAGGGCGCCAUGUGGUCAGGCACAUACAGUGUGAAACACCAGCCUAUAUCUGCUCUGCUCCUCUUCAGACUACACAAACAUACCAAACCACCACAACUUUCCCUCACUCCUGUCACUCUGUGGAGUCUAUGGAAAAAUAUUGGGCUCAAAAGUAAUGCACCACUGUAAAGAGAAUUUAGAUGCAGCCUAUGUGUGACCGACGCGCAGUAGUGGCAACAGUAGUGUACUGUAUCUUGAUAUUGGGUUGUUGUUACUCUCGUUACACUCCAAGCAUGCAGUUGAUGAGCUACGAUGAGUGUGCAAAACAUUAGGAACUCCUGCUCUUUCCACGACAGACUGACCAGGUGAAUCCAGGUGAAAGCUAUGAUCCCUUAUUGAUGUCACUUGUUCAAUCCACUUCAAUCAGUGUAGAUGAUGGGGAGGAGACAGGUUAAAGAAGGAUUUUUAAGCCUUGAGAUAAUUGAGACAUGGAUUGUCUAUGUGUGCCAUUUAGAGAGUACAUAUGGCCACCGGUGCUGUACUUAGAUCCUGUCCUUGUCUUUAUGCCUUCCACUGUGCCAUGCUGUAGGGUAGGGCUGCACCUGGGUCGACUCAACAGCGGACCAGUUAGUUAGGUAGCGCCUGUAUCUCUCCAUCCAAAUAAACUCAUAAAUAAUGCACAGGUCAAUUUGCAAGUGAAAGAAGAUAACCAAUUGGAGUGCGUGCUGGGCAGCCAGCAUGUGGGCAGAGGGUGACUGACAGGUCCUGUGGGGUAGGCAUGUGGGGGGGGUUGGCUGAUGUCUGUUGUUCCUUGUGGAAAGAUGGAGAUACAGCCAGGUUCCUUGUGUUGUCUGCACUACAGUAUGACUGUGAUCCCUUUCUUGCUGUUAAUGACUGCAGCAAAGUACACAAAGUAUCCAACUGCCUAUGGCACUUUGUUUCAUUUGGUCCUCUCUGAAGAGGCCAUGCAUAUACUCUGAGUGUACAAAACAUUAUCAACACUGCUCUUUCCAUGACAUAGGCUGACCAGGUCAAUCCAGGUGAAAGCUAUGAUCCCUUAUUGAUGUCACCUGUUAAAUCCACUUAAAUCAGCGUAGAUUAAUGGGAGGAGACAGGUUAAAGAAUGAUUUUUAAGCCUUGAGACAAUUGAGACAUGGAUUGUGUAUGUGUGCCAUUCAGAGGGUGAACGGGCAAGACAAAAUAUUUGAGUGCCUUUGAACGGGGUAUGGUAUUAGGUGCCAGGCGCACCGGUUUGAGUGUGUCAAGAACUGCAACGCUGCUAGGUUAUUCACGCUCAACAGUUUCCCGUUUGUAUCAAGAAUGGUCUACCACCCAAAGGACAUCCAGCCAACUUGACACAACUGUGGGAAGCAUUGGAGUCAACAUGGGCCAGCAUCCCAUUGUAGAGUCCAUGACAAAUUGAGGCUGUUCUGAGGGCAAAAGGUGGUGCAACUCAAUAUUAGGAAGGUGUUCCUAAUGUUUUGUACACUCAGUGUAUGUCAGAGCUUGGUAUUUUGUUGUGUGUGUGUGUGUGUGUGUGUGUGUGUGUGAGAGAGUGGCUGUUUAUGAGAGAGGGGGAAGGGAGAUGGAGGGGGAAGGGACAGACAGAGAGAGAGAGAGGGGGAGAAAUAACAACAGAUCUGUCUCUUCCUUGUUCUGUGUGACUCCCCUCACCCAGGGAAUCAUGAUAAACACAACAGGAGAGAAUGACCAUGGGGUGUGUGUGCGUGCGUGUGUGUGCGAAGAGUUACAGGAACAUUAAGUGUUAGUGAGAAGAAAGGAGGGGAGUGAGAGAUUGAGAGAUAGGGAGGCAGGAUAGAUAGAAAGGAAGGAAGGAAGGAAGGAAUGAAUUGACGGCCGGCCGGAAGGAAACUUACGGUAAGUAAUUAAUUACCUGACUGAAGUGACGGAAGGACUUCCUGCCUUCCUCCUCUCUACGGCCUGCCUUCUUCUCCUCUCGCUCUCUCUCCUCUCUCUCGCGCGAGCUCUCUCUCCCUCUCUCCUCCUCUCUUCUCUCUCUAUCCGCCUCCCUUUCGCUCCUCUCUCUCUCGCUCUUCCUGGCUCCUUAAUUCUAGGAAGAACCAAUUUAGUCGAUUGUUUGGUCAAUAGGCUGUUGGCACUUUCUCCCACGUUGGACAGCGGUCGCUGUCCGUGGUUCUGAAACAUCAGUGCGCUGUUGAAUUGACGCCUUUUCCUAAACCAUGUUGCUAUGUGCAUAAUAGCAAAGUUAACCAGCAUAUUGGUGUUGAGAGCAAUGUGGCGGAGGCAGCAGCGGAGUUAGGAGAUGAGAAAUCAGCACUUGCCUUAAUUGUCUAAGAAAAGUGAGGAGAGAGGAAACGCCAUCUUAAUUAGGUCUAUAAUCAAUAGCCUAACUGUUAAAUGUGCCUGGCUUUAUAAAUCAUCCAUAUACAUCUACAGAAAUAAGACAGAUCUGCUUCUGUUUGAGUGUUUAAUAGCCUAGUGAUUCUGUGAGCACCAAGCCUCAGGCAACAUGUCGGAUUAACAAUUUCACAAAUUCUGCUGUUUUUAAUCUUUGCUAUGCUGUAAUAAAGGUUUUACACUUUUUUUCGUUAGAACAUCGUCUCUGCUAUUACUUAUCAUUUAUUUAGUGUUGUUUACACUCUUCCGAAUUGUCAGAAAAAUAAUAUUUAUAAUAAUAAUAACCCUCCUUUUUCUUGAUCUCCUUAUUGUUAUUAUUACUAUUUAGUAAUUUUUUGUUAGUUUUAUGAUCAUCAUUAUAAUAAUAACUAAUGUUGUUUUCAUUAGUAGGCUUAGUAUAGCAGCCUUGAAUAACCUCCACCGAGCUGUAGGUAAAGAGCACAUCCUGUUUAGUCUUAAAACCAUAACUUACUUAGGCCUAUAUUUCAAUACUUAUAUAGGCUACUGUAUCAAUAAAUCAUUCAUUAGUUGAUUUCAAUUGCAAUCAAGCAUUUUCGUUUUAAAAUAAAGCGACCCUUGAAUAAUUAGCACAAACAACAAAUAAAUAAAAAAGUAUAUCAGUUUCACUUAAGGACCAAAGGAUUGAAAGCCGUCCCAUAUAGAUUGCAAAAUAGUUGGGAAGAGAUCUUUGACGUACCGAUCCCAUGGCAUAGUGUUUAUGAACUGACACGCAAAACGACACCGGAUUCAAAAAUUAGAAUCUUUCAAUUUAAAUUAUUAUAUAAAAUUCUUGCUACCAAUAUAAUGUUAUUUAUAUGGGGGAUACAAUCUUCCCAGCUCUGCAGAUUUUGCUGUGAAGAGACAGAAUCAUUAGAUCAUUUGUUUUGGUUCUGUCCAUUUGUAGCUUGUUUUUGGACACAGGUCCAGGAAUGGCUAAAGGAUUGCAAUAUUUACCUGGAACUAACCUUGCAGAUAGCAUUACUGGGUGAUCUGAAAAGUCAUAGUCAAUCAAUCAAUAAUAUAAUAAUACUUUUAGCAAAAAUGUUUAUUUUUAAUUCACAAUCUGUAGAAGCAAUGAGAAUAGAAAGGUUCAGAACUUUUGUAAAACAUCACAGUACGGUUGAAAUAUAUAUGGCAAAUAGAAAUCCUAUAUGGAUGGUGUUAAGAGAUAGAUGGGAGGUAUUGAAUAGAGUUGAAGGAUGGGACUAAUAACAAAUAACAACAAAUAAUAACAAAGAUAGCUAAUAAUGUAAGCAUACUGUGUCCAUAAUAAGUAUAUAGGUUGUAUGUUGGGAGCUUUUGGGAAAGAGCACAGUUAGAAAGAUAUGGCAUAUAGAAGCAAACCGGAUGGACAUCAUGAAAAUGAUCGGAGAGGUUGAGAGUAGAAGAAGUUCAGGAGCAAUAAAAAAUUAAAUAAAUAAAAAUAUAUAUAAUAGAAUUAUUGUAAAAUUAACUCUGUCCAUAAGGUGUAGAUAGUAAGUAUAGACCGGAAGUAGAGGCCUGGGCAUUGUUGUUCACUAAUUUACUCCAAGUAGGGAAAGGAUGGUGGGGUUGAAAAGUAAUAAAGGGGAGUAUAUAUAUAAAAAAUAAAAAAUAAAUAAAAAUAAAAAUAAAAAAACAUGGGGGAUUGGAAGUGAUGCAGACAAUUACAUUGAUAGAAGAUACAAUCUAUCUGCAAUAUUAAGCUGAUCCAUUCCCCCCCCCCAAAAAAAUAAAAAAAUAAAAAUAAACCAUUCCAUUUUGGAAAUUGCAUUCACGAAUGAAUACGACUGUUUUUAGUCUUUGCUGUAAUUGAAGGCUUUACAAAAAAAACAUUACAAUAGACUCUCUGUUACGCUUAUAAUUUAUUUAGUGUUGUUUACAUUGUUCCAAAAGGUCAGAAAAAUUAUAUUGUAAUCUAACAGCACCUAUUUGGCACAUAUAAUAUGAACGCAGCGCUUGCUCCUUGCCUUCUUUUUCUUGAUCUCCAGUAUUUUCCACAACUAGUCAAAUGUAUUCCACACAUCCGACUUCCCCUUUACCUCCUGAGCAACCAGUAAAAAUUCCCCAGUUUCGAGUUUAUUUGUCACAUCCUUUGCAUCUAUUUUGCUGUCACAUGUAUUUGGUUUGUUAUAACCAAUUUAUUGAUGUGAUUAGGAUAUGCUAUAGGUCAGGCCCUAUUGUUACGUGCAUGUGAUGCAUACAUGUGUACGUAAAGAGAGCAAGGGUUGAGGGAAUAGGGAAUGUUUAUCAUAAGCAAAUGAGGGAUUUUGGUAACAGAACUUUUCAGUAAAAAAUGGCUGUAAUUGUGUUGCAGCUUCAGCAACAUAGACAGCGCAAUAAACACUGUUGAAGUUCUGUAGUGGUCGCUGCAGCAUAGAGGAGAGAGAGACAACGGGUGCUAGUCACACAGUCACUCACUGUAAUUUUUCUUAACACAGGGCAGCAAGUCUGAGCACAAUCAAAUCAAUUUCGGUCAGACUGCCUCUAGUCAUUUGUGUGUCUUAAUUAUUUAAUUGAACAGUGCGCUUAAAGCAUCAGACAAGCUCAGUGCAUAAAGUUGAUUUGAUUAAAAGACAUAGGAUGUGUCUAUAUAUGGAAAAAUAUACGUUUAAAAAUGUUUACCAAUCGAUUGUUCGAAAGAACAGACGACUCUUGGUCGACCAAGAUUUUUAGUCUGGGACAGCCCUAGUCAGCACGUGUGUGUGUGUGUGAGAGAGAGAGAGAGAAUGUGUCAGCGAAUGUGUGUUGAUUCUCAUCAGUGUCCCUGUAGAUUCUCUAUUUCACUUGUUUAAACAAUGUCAGAGUCUGUUCAGCUUACCAAGAGAGGGAGGGAGUGAGGGAAAGAGGGAGGGAAAGAGAGAUGGUAGGAACUCUUCCUCCAGGAACACUGUCCACUAUGCAGACUGUCUGUCUGUCCUGCCAGUAGCUCAGAUGAUGUCCCUAGCUGUUGUCUUCUCUCUUUUCAGUAUCUGAUGGUCUCUAACCCUGCCAUGUUUUAUCUGUUCUCUCUCAGGUUUCUCCAUCAAAGUGCAGCAGGUCCACCCCGCCCUGAUCCAGAGGCAGUAUGGGUAAGGAGCAACCACUGGACACAUUCGAGCGGAUACAUUUUGUCAAGUCGGUGACCAUUGUUGUUCACCGCCUUUUAAAGUGUGUUGCAUUAUGAUUAUGAAAAUUGUUGCAUUAUGAUUAUGAAAAUGGUUGCAUUAUGAUUAUGAAAAUUGUCUGACGUGAUCAAAUGUCCUGCAGUUUUUGAUGAGGUUGCUGCAGUUGCUUCUCACCAACUGCACAAUGCAGCCAUCACCUGCAUAGUGGGAGUCACUAUUUGUCAACCAAUCAUUAGGGUGUUUUUGUUUGACCCACUCAAACGUGGCCAAAGACGUAACUGAAACAGGAACCAACUUUGCCACGAUUCUAAAGCUUCAGGGCAUACAAAUGAAAAUGAUAUUUGAGACCUCUAAUCAAUUAAUUUUAAACACGUUAUGUUUUCAGUUUGUGAGUGUGUGAUAUGGAGGUAUAGAGAAGUUUAUUUCUACAUUUAUACAGAAAAACAUUUGUAAACAAUGUUAUAGUAAUUUGGUGGGUGAUUAUAUUUGUCCUAUCGACAGAUUUUUCACCCCGACUCGGAUUUGAAACAAUCAACCUUUCGGUUACUGGCCCAAAGCUCUAACCACUAGGCUACCUGCCGCCCUAAUCAAAAACUUUCUGUUGGAAAAUAAGCGACCUUUCGGUUACUGGCCCAACGCUCUAACCGCUAGGUUACCUAACCGCUAGGCUACCUGCCAUGUUGAUCUGAGCCUUGCUGUUUGAAAAUCACUACAGUGUCCCACUUUCGGCUGUCGCAGAUGCACCUCCCCCGACUUAACUCGCCGACUUUUGUCUACAGUCGUGAUCAAAAGUUUUGAGAAUGACACAAAUAUUAAUUUUCACAAAGUCUGCUGCCUCAGUUUUUAUGAUGGCAAUUUGCAUAUAAUCCAGAAUGUUAUGAAGAGUGAUCAGAUGAAUUGCAAAGUCCCUCUUUGCCAUGAAAAUGAACUUAAUCCCUCAAAAACAUUUCCACUGCAUUUCAGCCCUGCCACAAAAGGACCAGCUGACAUCAUGUCAGUGAUGCUCUCGUUAACACAGGUGAGAGUGUUGACGAGGACAAGGCUGGAGAUCACUCUGUCAUGCUGAUUGAGUUAGAAUAACAGACUGGAAGCUUUAAAAGGAGGGUGGUGCUUGAAAUCAUUGUUCUUCCUCUGUUAACCAUGGUUACCUGCAAGGAAACACGUGCCGUCAUCAUUGCUUUGCACAAAAAGGGCUUCAAAGGCAAGGAUAUUGCUGCUAGUAAGAUUGCACCUAAAUCAACCAUUUAUCGGAUCAUCAAGAACUUCAAGGAGAGAGGUUCAAUUGUUGUGAAGAAGGCUUCAGGGUGCCCAAGAAAGUCCAGCAAGCGCCAGGACCGUCUCCUAAAGUUGAUUCAGCUGCGGGAUCGGGGCACCACCAGUGCAGAGCUUGCUCAGGAAUGGCAGCAGGCAGGUGUGAGUACAUCUGCACGCACAGUGAGGCGAAGACUUUUGGAGGAUGGCCUGGUGUCAAGAAGGGCAGCGAGGAAGCCACCUCUCCAGGAAAAACAUAAUGGACAGACUGAUAUUCUGCAAAAGGUACAGGGAUUGGACUGCUGAGGACUGGGGUGAAGUCAUUUUCUCUGAUGAAUCCCCUUUACGAUUGUUUGGGGCAUCUGGAAAAAAGCUUGUCCGGAGAAGACAAGGUGAGCACUACCAUCAGUCCUGUGUCAUGCCAACAGUAAAGCAUCCUGAGACCAUUCAUGUGUGGGGUUGCUUCUCAGCCAAGGGAGUGGGCUCACUCACAAUUUUGCCUAAGAAAACAGCCAUGAAUAAAGAAUGGUACCAACACAUCCUCCGAGAGCAACUUCUCCCAACCAUCCAAGAACAGUUUGGUGACGAACAAUGCCUUUUCCAGCAUGAUGGAGCACCUUGCCAUAAGGCAAAAGUGAUAACUAAGUGGCUCGGGGAACAAAACAUCAACAUUUUGGGUCCAUGGCCAGGAAACUCCCUAGACCUUAAUCCCAUUGAGAACUUGUGGUCAAUCCUCAAGAGGCGGGUGGACAAACAAAAACCCACAAAUUCUGACAAACUCCAAGCAUUGAUUAUGCAAGAAUGGGCUGCCAUCAGUCAGGAUGUGGCCCAGAAGUUAAUUGACAGCAUGCCAGGGCGGAUUGCAGAGGUCUUGAAAAAGAAGGGUCAACACUGCAAAUAUUGACUCUUUGCAUAAACUUAAUGUAAUUGUCAAUAAAAGCCUUUGACACUUAUGGAAUGCUUGUAAUUAUACUUCAGUAUACCAUAGUAACAUCUGACAAAAACAUCUAAAAACACUGAAGCAGCAAACUUUGAAGACCAAUACUUGUGUCAUUCUCAAAACUUUGGAAUACGACUGUACAGUCUGCUUUGUUUGUCUGUCAUCUCUUUCCCUUAUCUGUUCUCUUCAUCGCUUCCUCCCAUCUCCUCUGUUACCAAUGCCAUACACACAGUCUUUUCUGUUGUCUUUUUCUCCUUCUGGUCACCUGUCUGUCCCUCUUUCUAUCUGUCUAUCUGUGUCUAACGUGAGAUGCCUGGGCUUCCAAGGCUAAUCUUUGUCUGUCUGUUUAGUUGUGUGUUCAUCCCUUUGAUGUUGUAACUGAUAGUCCCAAUGGUCUCUCUCAUGGGAACAAACAACGUGCUGUAUGUUUGUGCUCUACCAAUAAGGUCCUCGCUCUCUUUUAUUUGUAAUUUGUUUUAAAUCCUGUCUCUCUCAUACAAUGGUCUCUCUCAUGCAGUCUGAGAAUGACCCUUCCCUCAGCCAGCUGUGCUACCAUCAGUUACAAGAGAACAGAACUCAGUGAGAAUACCCUGAUUCCUGCCUGCUUCACUUAACUGGCUGGCCUGCUGUUGUUUCCUAACAUGGCUGCAUUUGGACAUUGGGAUAUUCUUAGCCUGCUUAUGGCUCUCUUUCUCUCCCUCCUCCCUCUGUAUCUUUCCUUCAUAUUCUUAUCUAGCUCUAGUAUCUCGCAGAGACGCGAGAAAGAGGAGCUUUGCAGUCACCGAGUAUCUAUAGCUCUAGCUCUCGAGACUCUCUCUUCUAUCAGAUCUCGCUGAUCUCUCUUCUAUAUAUCUCUUCUCUAUUCUAUCGAUAUACUCUCUACGGCUUCUCUCUCGCUCUCUCGCUCAUACUUCUCGCUCUCUCUACUCGCUACUCUCUCCUCUCUCUCUAUCUCUCUCUCUCUCUCUCUCUCUCUCUCUCUCUCUCUCUCUCUCUCUCUCUCUCUCUCUCUCUCUCUCUCUCUCUCUCUCUCUCUCUCUCUCUCUCUCUCUCUCUCUCUCUCUCUCUCUCUCUCUCUCUCUCUGUGUGUCUCUCAUUAAGUUAGUAAGAAGUCCCAUUCUUACUUUGGUUGACCUACACAGGGCGAUGAGCUGCUAGUCAAACCAUUACAACUCCUCCCUACACACACACUUCUUCCAGGGAAUGAGUGUGUUGUGAAAACAGGCUGAGUAGAGAGGGGGGGGGGGGGUAGCCUGUGAGUCUUGGUGUGAUAUAUAGGUGUACAGUGGCAUGGGAUGUGUGUGUGUGUGUGUUUGUUCUUGUGUGAGGAAGAGCACUGUUGACACAUAUACCCUGUUGAAACCCUGUUUCAAGCAACUCACUCUCAUGCUGAUCAGUGUCAGUCUGGUUCUGAAUAUUCAGUACCAAAGUUAUUGCAGUGAUCUACUUCAGAACGGAAGCCUGCUAACUCACUCUGUUUAACCCAUAAACAAAACAUUUCUCUGGCAUCUAAUUGGUCAGAAGUGAGAUAACCAGAGCUGUCCAUGUCUUCUGAUGAGUGCUAUACUAUAUUAGGCUAAAUUACAAUUUCCUAUUCUGUGAGGCCGGUCUGGUUGGGCUGUGUGUUCUGUAGACUAGAGCAGUAGCAGAGAUUGUGAUAGGCCCUUCAAACCCCCACGCCUCACAGGGCUAUUAAUAUUGCAGCCGCCAGCCCUCAAUUAUUGAAUGAUAUAUUGAGUGAUAAGGGAAUUGAGGCUGACCCAGAUGAGCCUCUGAAUGAAUGAUGGCGGACUGAUUGAAUGUCUCCUUCAGAGAACCAAUGUACAAUUAAAGCACAAGUUCUCCAUCUCCUCUACUGGGUUUGAUCAUGAUAAUAUCACUGUCUGUCUGCCACCACAAUGAAAAUUACUUGCUCUUUCUUCAUCUUCUGUGGAAGUCACUAGGGAUAGAGUUUUCACUUGUGUCACUUGUGUGGCUCAGUUGGUUGAGCAUGGCACUUGUACCGCCAGGGUUCUGGGUUCGAUUCCCAAGGGGGAUAAUUUGAUUUACACAACAUGCCUACCACUUUGAAGAUGCAAAAUAUUUGUUAUUGUGAAACAAACAAGAAAAAAGAAAAGAAAAAAGAACUUGAGCGUGCAUAACUAUUCACCCCCCAAAGUCAAUACUUUGUAGAGCCACCUUUUGCAGCAAUUACAGCUGCAAGUCUCUUGGGGUAUGUCUCUAUAAGCUUGGCACAUCUAGCCACUGGGAUUUUUGCCCAUUCUUCAAGGCAAAACUGCUCCAGCUCCUUCAAGUUGGAUGGGUUCCGCUGGUGUACAGCAAUCUUUAAGUCAUACCACAGAUUCUCAAUUGGAUUGAGGUCUGGGCUUUGACUAGGCCAUUCCAAGACAUUUAAAUGUUUCCCUUAAACCACUCAAGUGUUACUUUAGCAGUAUGCUUAGGGUCAUUAUCCUGCUGGAAGGUGAACCUCCGUCCCAGUCUCAAAUCUCUGGAAGACUGAAACAGGUUUCCCUCAAGAAUUUCCCUGUAUUUAGUGCCAUCCAUCAUUCCUUCAAUUCUGACCAGUUUCCCAGUCCUUGCCGAUGAAAAACAUCCCCACAUCAUGAUGCUGCCACCACCAUGCUACACUGUGGGGAUGGUGUUCUCGGGGUGAUGGGUUUGCACCAGACAUAGCGUUUUCCUUGAUGGCCAAAAAGCUCAAUUUUAGUCUCAUCUGACCAGAGUACCUUCUUCCAUAUGUUUGGGGAGUUUUGGCAAACACCAAACGUGUUUGCUUAUUUUUUUCUUUAAGCAAUGGCUUUUUUCUGGCCACUCUUCUGUAAAGCCCAGCUCUGUGGAGUGUACGGCUUAAAGUGGUCCUAUGGACAGAUACUCCAAUCUCCGCUGUGGAGCUUUGCAGCUCCUUCAGGGUUAUCUUUGGUCUCUUUGUUGCCUCUCUGAUUAAUGCCCUCCUUGCCUGGUCCAUGAGUUUUGCUGGGCGGCCCUCUCUUGGCAGGUUUGUUAUGGUGCCAUAUUCUUUCAAUUUUUAAAUAAUGGAUUUAAUGGUGCUCCGUGGGAUGUUCAAAGUUUCUGAUAUUUUUUUAUAACCCAACCCUGAUCUGUACUUCUCCACAACUUUGUCCCUGACCUGUUUGGAGAGCUCCUUGGUCUUCGUGGUGCCGCUUGCUUGGUGGUGCCCCUUGCUUAGUGGUGUUGCAGACUCUGGGGCCUUUCAGAACAGGUGUAUAUAUACUGAGAUCAUGUGACAGAUCAUGUGACACUUAAAUUCACACAGGUGGACUUUAUUUAACUAAUUAUGUGACUUCUGAAGGUAAUUGGUUGCACCAGAUCUUAUUUAGGGGCUUCAUUGCAAAGGGGGUGAAUACAUAUGCACGCACCCCUUUUCCGUUAUUUAUUUUUUAGAAUUCUUUGAAAUAAGUUAUUUUUUUCAUUUCACUUCACCAAUUUGGACUAUUUUGUGUAUGUCCAUUACAUGAAAUCCAAAUAAAAAUCGAUUGAAAUUACAGGUUUUAAUGCAACAAAAUAGGAAAAACGCCAAGGGGGAUGAAUACUUUUGCAAGGCACUGUAUGCACUUACUACUGUGUCGCUCUGGAUAAGAGCAUCUGAUAAAAUGACAAAAAUGUUAAAAAAAAUGGAGAUUCAUCAAUAUUCAUGAAGCCUUGACUACCCUGUCAAAACACCAAUGCCCCAAAAACACACCCAAACUUUUGUCAGUAAGUAAGCACCAUUAUCUCAGAGCUAAUACUGUCAGACUCCUCCUGUGGGGAGUUCCUCCUUCUUAUCUCUAGGACCCUCUCUGUCUUUAGGACCCUCUCUGUCUUUAGGACCCUCUCUGUCUCUAGGACCCUCUCUGUCUCUAGGACCCUCUCUGUCUCUAGGACCCUCUCUGUCUCUAGGACCCUCUCUGUCUUUAGGACCCUCUCUGUCUCUAGGACCCUCUCUGUCUCUAGGACCCUCUCUGUCUCUAGGACCCUAUCUGUCUCUAGGACCCUCUCUGUCUCUAGGACCCUCUCUGUCUCUAGGACCCCUGAGGCACCAUCUGUUCCAGCUAGCUGGCAGGGCGCUGACAGAGAAGUGAGAUUAAGGCACUUAAUUCAAAUUCUGUUCUUUUUUUGAAGGAGGUGGCCGGGCAGGUGUGGUGUGGUGUUUGAAGGACUGAGGUGUGUUUCCUGUUGAAACACAGAGAUAGGGUGGGGUUGGAGGAGGGGAGUUGGGGGGGGGGGGUAUUAGGGGCUCAGUCACUGCACACACACCUGUGGGGGGGGACAGACAGGACAGGAUGUGAGGGCUGGUGGGUGGAUGGGUGUGUGUGCAUUGUAAGUAGAGUUGUCCUUUGCUGCAGUGGCAGUGUUAGAAUGACUCAAACUGAGCCUCGCUGGUAAACAUCCUAUCAUCCUCCCAAACUCUUUCUCUCUCUCCCCCCUCCCUCCUUUAUCUUUUUUGCAGUCUCCUCGUUCCCUUAGCUUUUCCUUCCUUCCUUUCUCUUUCUUGCUCUUUCUGUCUCAAUUUCAAUUCAAUUUCAAUUUAAGGGGCUUUAUUGACAUGGGAAACAUAUGUUUACAUUGCCAAAGCAAGUGAAAUAAAUAAUAAAACAUUUACAGUAAACAUUACACUCACAAAAGUUCCAAAAUAAUAAAUACAUUUAAAGUGUCAUAUUAUGUCUAUAUACAGUGUUGUAAUGAUGUGCAAAUAGUUAAAGUACAAAAGGGAAAAUAAAUAAACAGAAAUAUAGGUUGUAUUUACAAUGGUGUUUGUUCUUCACUGGUUGCCCUUUUCUUGUGGCAACAGGUCACGAAUAUUGCUGCUGUGAUUGCACACUGUGGUAUUUCACCCAAUAGAAAUGGGAGUUUAUCAAAAUUGGAUUGUGGGUCUUUGUAAUCUGAGGGACAUAUGUGUCUCUAAUAUGGUCAUACAUUUGGGAGGAAGUUAGGAAGUGCAGCUCAGUUUCCACCUAAUUUUGUGAGCUGUGUGCACAUAGCCUGUCUUCUCUUGAGAGCCAGGUCUGCCUUCGGCAGCCUUUCUCAAUACAUUUACAUUUACAUUUACGUCAUUUAGCAGACGCUCUUAUCCAGAGCGACUUACAAAUAGGUGCAUUCACCUUAUAGCCAGUGGGAUCACCACUUUACAAUGUUUUUUUAUUUUUUAUUUUUAUUUAAAAAAAAUUGUUUUUGGGUUGGGGUAAGGGGGGGGGGGGGUAGAAGGAUUACUUUAUCCUAUCCCAGGUAUUCCUUAAAGAGGUGGGGUUUCAAAUGUCUCCGGAAGGUGGUGAGUGACUCCGCUGUCCUGGCGUCGUGAGGGAGCUUGUUCCACCAUUGGGGUGCCAGAGCAGCGAACAGUUUUGACUGGGCUGGGCGGGAACUAUGCUUCCGCAGAGGUAGGGGAGCCAGCAGGCCAGAGGUGGAUGAACGCAAUGCCCUCGUUUGGGUGUAGGGACUGAUCAGAGCCUGAAGGUACGGAGGUGCCGUUCCCCUCACAGCUCCGUAGGCAAGCACCAUGGUCUUGUAGCAGAUGCGAGCUUCAACUGGAAGCCAGUGGAGUGUGCGGAGGAGCGGGGUGACGUGAGAGAACUUGGGAAGGUUGAACACCAGACGGGCUGCGGCAUUCUGGAUGAGUUGUAGGGGUUUAAUGGCACAGGCAGGGAGCCCAGCCAACAGCGAGUUGCAGUAAUCCAGACGGGAGAUGACAAGUGCCUGGAUUAGGACCUGUGCCGCUUCCUGUGUAAGGCAGGGUCGUACUCUCCGAAUGUUGUAGAGCAUGAACCUACAGGAUCGGGUCACCGCCUUGAUGUUAGCAGAGAACGACAGGGUGUUGUCCAGGGUCACGCCAAGGCUCUUAGCACUCUGGGAGGAGGACACAACGGAGUUGUCAACCGUGAUGGCGAGAUCAUGGAACAGGCAGUCCUUCCCCGGGAGGAAGAGCAGCUCCGUCUUGCCAAGGUUCAGCUUGAGGUGGUGAUCCGUCAUCCAUACUGAUAUGUCUGCCAGACAUGCAGAGAUGCAAUUCGCCACCUGGUUAUCAGAAGGGGGAAAGGAGAAGAUUAGUUGUGUGUCGUCAGCGUAGCAAUGAUAGGAGAGGCCAUGUGAGGAUAUGACAGAGCCAAGUGACUUGGUGUAUAGCGAGAAUAGGAGAGGGCCUAGAACUGAGCCCUGGGGGACACCAGUGGUGAGAGCACGUGGUGCGGAGACAGCUUCUCGCCACGCCACUUGGUAGGAGCGACCGGUCAGGUAGGACGCAAUCCAAGAGUGAGCCGCGCCGGAGAUGCCCAGCUCGGAGAGGGUGGAGAGGAGGAUCUGAUGGUUCACAGUAUCAAAGGCAGCAGACAGGUCUAGAAGGACAAGAGCAGAGGAGAGAGAGUUGGCUAUGCUCACUGGAUCUGUACAUAGUCAAAGAUUUCCUUAAUUUUGGGUCAGUCACAGUUGUCAGGUAUUCUGCCACUGUGUACUCUCUGUUUAGGGCCAAAUAGCAUUGUAGUUUGCGCAUUUUUUUAAAAAUUAUUUCCAAUGUGUCAAGUAAUUAUCUUUUUGUUUUCUCAUGAUUUGGUUGGGUCUAAUUGUGUUGCUGUCCUGGGGCUCUGUGGGGUCUGUUUGUGUUUGUGAACAGAGCAUCAGGACCAGCUUGCUUAGGGGGCUCUUCUCCAGGUUCAUUUCUCUGUAGGUUAUGGCUUUGUUAUUGAAGGUUUGGGAAUCGCUUCCUUUUAGGUGGUUGUAGAAUUUAAAGGCUGAUGUACAUACAGUGGGGGAAAAAAGUAUUUAGUCAGCCACCAAUUGUGCAAGUUCUCCCACUUAAAAAGAUGAGAGAGGCCUGUAAUUUUCAUCAUAGGUACACGUCAACUAUGACAGAAAAAAUGAGGGAAAAAAAUCCAGAAAAUCACAUUGUAGGAUUUUUUAUGAAUUUAUUUGCAAAUUAUGGUGGAAAAUAAGUAUUUGGUCACCUACAAACAAGCAAGAUUUCUGGCUCUCACAGACCUGUAACUUCUUCUUUAAGAGGCUCCUCUGUCCUCCACUCGUUACCUGUAUUAAUGGCACCUGUUUGAACUUGUUAUCAGUAUAAAAGACACCUGUCCACAACCUCAAACAGUCACACUCCAAACUCCACUAUGGCCAAGACCAAAGAGCUGUCAAAGGACACCAGAAACAAAAUUGUAGACCUGCACCAGGCUGGGAAGACUGAAUCUGCAAUAGGUAAGCAGCUUGGUUUGAAGAAAUCAACUGUGGGAGCAAUUAUUAGGAAAUGGAAGACAUACAAGACCACUGAAAAUCUCCCUCGAUCUGGGGCUCCACGCAAGAUCUCACCCCGUGGGGUCAAAAUGAUCACAAGAAUGGUGAGCAAAAAUCCCAGAACCACACGGGGGGACCUAGUGAAUGACCUGCAGAGAGCUGGGACUAAAGUAACAAAGCCUACCAUCAGUAACACACUACGCCGCCAGGGACUCAAAUCCUGCAGUGCCAGACGUGUCCCCCUGCUUAAGCCAGUACAUGUCCAGGCCCGUCUGAAGUUUGCUAGAGUGCAUUUGGAUGAUCCAGAAGAGGAUUGGGAGAAUGUCAUAUGGUCAGAUGAAACCAAAAUAGAACUUUUAGGUAAAAACUCAACUCGUCGUGUUUGGAGGACAAAGAAUGCUGAGUUGCAUCCAAAGAACACCAUACCUACUGUGAAGCAUGGGGGUGGAAACAUCAUGCUUUGGGGCUGUUUUUCUGCAAAGGGACCAGGACGACUGAUCCGUGUAAAGGAAAGAAUGAAUGGGGCCAUGUAUCGUGAGAUUUUGAGUGAAAACCUCCUUCCAUCAGCAAGGGCAUUGAAGAUGAAACGUGGCUGGGUCUUUCAGCAUGACAAUGAUCCCCAAACACACCGCCCGGGCAACGAAGGAGUGGCUUCGUAAGAAGCAUUUCAAGGUCCUGGAGUGGCCUAGCCAGUCUCCAGAUCUCAACCCCAUAGAAAAUCUUUGGAGGGAGUUGAAAGUCUGUGUUGCCCAGCGACAGCCCCAAAACAUCACUGCUCUAGAGGAGAUCUGCAUGGAGGAAUGGGCCAAAAUACCAGCAACAGUGUGUGAAAACCUUGUGAAGACUUACAGAAAACAUUUGACCUGUGUCAUUGCCAACAAAGGGUAUGUAACAAAGUAUUGAGAAACUUUUGUUAUUGACCAAAUACUUAUUUUCCACCAUAAUUUGCAAAUAAAUUCAUUAAAAAUCCUACAAUAUGAUUUUCUGGAAAAAAAAAUCUAAUUUUGUCUGUCAAUGUUGACGUGUACCUAUGAUGAAAAUUACAGGCCUCUCUCAUCUUUUUAAGUGGGAGAACUUGCACAAUUAGUGGCUGACUAAAUACUUUUUUUCCCCACUGUAUUAUGUGUGCUUGAUGGAACUCUUUACAUACAGUAUACAGGGGCAUCUUAGUUGGCUAAUACUAUGCCAAAGCAAGCACUGCUCGAAAGCUGAGUGUUCAAUGCCGUGUCAGUCAUUCACUGCUGCCGGCCUCUGUCUCUCUCUCUCUCUCUCUCUCUCGCUCCCCCCGCUGACUCCCACCUCCCAACACAUGACCUUUUGUGUCACCAGAACUAUUAAAAGCUGCAGCAUCCUAAGGCAUGAUAGAUAUGGUGGGUGAUCCUUCACCUCUUCUUGCUAUCUCUCCAUCCUUCCCCCUCUCUCUCUCUCUCUCUCUCUCUCUCUCUCUCUCUCUCUCUCUCUCUCUCUCUCUCUCUCUCUCUCUCUCUCUCUCUCUCUCCCACUCACUGCAGCCUUGGCUUAGUUGAAAUGGACAGUAGGAGAGAGGAAGCGACUAGUGAGGGAGUGUAGCGAGGAAGAGGAGAGCUCAGUGAGGUUCUUCUGCUCUCACGGGUCUGUUAGUGAGUGUACUGCAUACCCACGCUGCCUGCUGCACCAAUCAAUCCUGUCUUGCUGCCCUCUCUCUCUCCUGCACCUGUAUGUGUGUGGUUAUGUGUAUAGGUUUCUGUGUGUACUGUACGUGUAUGUGUGUGGUUAUGGGUAUAGGUUUCUGUGUGUACUGUACGUGUACUUGUAUGUGUGUGGUUAUGUGUAUAGGUUUCUGUGUGUACUGUAUGUGUAUGUGUUUGGUUAUGUGUAUAGGUUUCUGUGUGUACUGUAUGUGUAUGUGUGUGGUUAUGUGUAUAGGUUUCUUUGUGUACUGUACGUGUAUAUUUGUGUACAUUGUUGUGCAUUGUCUACUGUAGGUGUGUGUUUUGUUUUUACUGCACAUUUGUGUAUGCCACUUCAUGAUUCGGUGUGUGUGUGUGUGUGUGUGUGUAAGGUAGCACAACAAGUUCAGUCAGAAACAACAAGAGAGAAAGAGACAGAGGGAGGCGGACAGAGGGAGGCGGACAGAGGGAGGCGGACAGAGGGAGGCGGACAGAGGGAGGCGGACAGAGGGAGGCAGGCAGACAGAGGGAGGCAGGCAGGCAGGCAGACAGAGGGAGGCAGGCAGGCAGGCAGACAAAGGGAGGCAGGCAGGCAGGCAGACAAAGGGAGGCAGGCAGGCAGGCAGACAGAGGGAGGCAGGCAGGCAGACAGAGGGAGGCAGGCAGGCAGACAGAGGGAGGCAGGCAGACAGAGGGAGGCAGGCAGACAGAGGGAGGCAGGCAGACAGAGGGAGGCAGGCAGACAGAGGGAGGCAGGCAGACAGAGGGAGGCAGGCAGACAAAGGGAGGCAGGCAGACAGAGGGAGGCAGGCAGACAGAGGGAGGCAGGCAGACAGAGGGAGGCUAUCUCAGUGUGUGUGUGUGUUAGUCUGCCACUGAGGACGUGAGACGAGGGGAGGCGUAGCUCCCUCAUACGAUGCCACUGUCACAUUCGAUCCAUCAGCCUGAUGCACAGGGCAGAACAUGCCAGCAGCUCAACACAGCACAACACAGACAGACAGAGGAGACUUGUGUUUCCAGUGUGUGGGGCAGUUGUUCUUUGGUCCUUUGUCAGUAGUGUGUGCGUUAGACUCUGUUUGUUUCUCCCUCUGUGUUUUGGUGUAAGCAGCUCUGAGCCCUCAUUACCUCUCCUAACUGCUGAUCUGGAGACAGUCUCAGCCAUUAGGUUAUUAUUGGGUAAAGAAAGAAUAAGGUCAUGGAUUUGGACAGGCCAAGCUGAUCCAGCGACAGUUAUUAUUACAAAUGUUGGAUAUAGACCACCUCCUAUUGUUCUGUCACUUCUUGCGCAACAGUUCUGAUCUAUUUUUGCAGCUGUCAGUGGAACUGAAGCAGGUUAGGUUUAUAAGUGGGCAGCCUAAGGCAAGGUGAAUUGUGGGUAGACAACAGUAUUGUAUGUACCCUUUAAUUACAAUGGCUCAGAAUCCUACUGAUGCUGUAGUGUGUGCUAUCAUGUGUACAUUUUUUUUUUUACCUUUAUUUUACCAGGUAAAUUGACUGAGAACACAUUCUCAUUUACAGCAACGACCUGGGGAAUAGUUACAGGGGAGAGGAGGAGGGAUGAAUGAGCCAAUUGGAAGCUGGGGAUGAAUAGGUGGCCAAGAUGGUAUCAGGGCCAGAUUGGGAAUUUAGCCAGGACACCGGGGUUAACACCCCUACUCUUACGAUAAGUGUCAUGGGAUCUUUAGUGACCACAGAGAGUCAGGACACCCGUUUAACGUCCCAUCCGAAAGACGACACCCUCCUACUAGCCCUCCAACACCACUUCCAGCAGCAUCUGGUCUCCCAUCCAGGGACCAACCAGGACCAACCCUGGUUAGUGGGAUACUGUGUGUGGGAUACUGUGUGUGGGAAACUGUGUGUGGGAUAAUGUAUGUGGGAUACUGUGUGUGGGAAACUGUGUGUGGGAAACUGUGUGUGGGAUACUGUGUGUGGGAUACUGUGUGUGGGAAACUGUGUGUGGGAUACUGUGUGUGGGAAACUGUGUGUGGGAUACUGUGUGUGGGAUACUGUGUGUGGGAUACUGUGUGUGGGAUACUGUGUGUGGGAUACUGUGUGUGGGAUACUGUGUGUGAUACUGUGUGUGGGAAACUGUGUGUGGGAUACUGUGUGUGGGAUACUGUGUGUGGGAUACUGUGUGUGGGAUACUGUGUGUGGGAUACUGUGUGUGGGAUACUGUGUGUGGGAUACUGUGUGUGGGAUACUGUGUGUGGGAAACUGUGUGUGGGAAACUGUGUGUGGGAAACUGUGUGUGGGAUACUGUGUGUGGGAUACUGUGUGUGGGAAACUGUGUGUGGGAUACUGUGUGUGGGAAACUGUGUGUGGGAUACUGUGUGUGGGAAACUGUGUGUGGGAAACUGUGGGUGGGAAACUGUGGGUGGGAAACUGUGGGUGGGAUACUGUAUGUGGGAUACUGUGGGUGGGGUACUGUGGGUGGGAUACUGUGUGUGGGAUACUGUAUGUGGGAUACUGUGGGUGGGAUACUGUGGGUGGGUUACUGUGGGUGGGAUACUGUGGGUGGGAUACUGUGGGUGUGGGUGGGCGUACUAUCAUGUGUACUGUGAGUGUUUUUGACAUUCUCUCAUGGCUAUGAUAAUUCAUUGUACACCAGGGACUCAGAAUGUGUACUAUUUCAAGUGUUUGCAGUGGUGGUGAUAAUUAUGAGGGGGGGGAAAGGGGAUUCUGUCCUCUCUUGAGCGUUUUGAAAUGGUGGUGAGGGAUAUUGUGGAUGUGUGUAUAACUCUCCUACACAGUAGGUUCGUCUGUCCUUAUUUGUGGCCUUAGGCCCAUGUGAAAUGUGGGUAAACAAUAGUACUGUAUGUCCCCUGUAAUUACAGUGGUGUGGUAUAUAAUCCACAGAUACUGUAAAUAAACUGUCUGUUUGCGUAUGCCUCUUUCUCCACGAUGGCUGAGCCUUAUGUGCUUGUGUGUGUGUGUGUGUGUGUGUGUGUGUGUGUGUGUGUGUGUGUGUGUGUGUGUACACUAAUGUAUAACUGUAUUAUAAACACUAAUGUAUUACUAUCUUUCUGUCCGUCUGUCUCUUCAGAUUGGCCCAGCAGUAUAUGUACCCCCAGGCCUUCCUCCAGCCCAGCCUGGUGCUCCAGUCCCAUCUCAGCCCCUCUCAGGCCUCCCUCACUUCCCCAUAUCUGGAUUACAGCUCAGCCUAUGUCCCCUACACCCCCUCCCCCUCCGCUAGAUACCUCAGCUACCACUACUCCCCCGCCACACCUGGUCCCACCAUUUCCGCCCCCCUUACCCCACCCACGCCCAUCCACCCCUCCCUCAACACUUUUGCUGGCCUCUCUGUCCCCCCUGCUGCCUGCCUCCAAUACACCCUCCACCAGCCUGACCACAUGCAGUGAGGUCGGGCCUGGGAGAGGGAGGUGUGGUGAUGUGGGGUGAGGGUGACCGAAGAGGGGCACUGAUGACAACAUGUAUGGAGACUUGGAACAGGAUGCUUAUUGAGCUCUGACCUGUGACAUCAUCAGUACGAGACUCCUGACAACCGAUGAGAGAGUGGGGUCAGAAUCCAAAGGGCUUUGUGAAAACAGAACAAAACACACUGGGACGUCGUCCUGUUUUUCUAUUAGAGUUAUUAUCCAUUAUUGUUUUCUUAGUUGUUACUAUGCUACUAUUGCUGCUGUCGCCAACGUUUAUAUGAAUGUUUUUAGCUAAUGAUGGAAGUAAGAGCUCUCCCUGUGUCCAAUGCCAAACAUGAUGGAGUCAAUGGAACAUGAGAACUGAAAGAGGGGAAUUAAUGAUUCUGAAGGUUGGGCGAAGAUGGGUUGGGUAGCCAUUAUAUUUAACUAGAUGCUCCGCCUCACUCUUCUAGAAGUAGUACUGAACGUUUCACUAGCGAGGUGAGAGAGGCAGCAUCCUCUUCUGGACGUUCUUCGGGAAUACCUUUCUCUACGUGGCCUUAUAACCUCUCUCUACGUUCUAUCUAUUCUUUACAUUUCAGUCUGUCUGUCAGAUUGUUUGUCUGGCCGUCUGUCCAUCGGCUCUCUUUCCAUUUUCCAUGUCCUCCAUGAUUGCAAGUAAAUUAUUGCAGAUUGAGAAUCACACUUUCACUAAAUAUGCAAUUAUUAUUCUAAUGGAGUAUGGGAUGAAUAUGUAUAAGGUAGACAACACUGUAACAUAUGCUUUUUAUAUCAUUGUUACUCUAACAUAAUCAUGUCAAGGCAGAAUUGUGUAAAGAAGGUAUUUCCAUAUUCAUGUUUAUCAUCAUUAGAGACCUGCAGCAGCUGGGGUAACUGACUAUCUCAGUAUUGUUUAAAGUAAGCAGAGGAAGAAACUACAGGCUAAUGGAGGCUGAAUGGAGGAUGUACUAUUUGGUAUUGGAAUAGUAAUGUUAUAACAAUCGAAGAGUUGUCCAUCAGGUAAAGUGAGUUGAUCUCUGCUAGAACCUUCAUGUCCAUGCUUGACUGACUGAUGCUAUGGGCUAUACUCAUACAGUGUGUAUGUGUGUGUGUAUACGUAAAAUGUAUGCACGCAUGACUAAGUCGCUUUGGAUAAAAGCAUCAGCUAAAUGGCAUAUAUAUAUAUAUAUAUGUAUGUAUGUAUGUAUAUGUGUGUGAUACAGUAGUUGUCUGUGUGUGAGUCAGUGAGUGCAUGUCAGUGUAAGAGUCGUGUGUGUUUUUGUUAGCCUCGGUGUCAGCCCCCGGCCCCCAUUGUAAGCCAUUGUGAUAGUCAGUGUUCUGCCAUUGUCUCUGGGCCAGCUGCAGUUUAGGGUACCGAGCUGCUCCAGGAGUCUCUGUGCAGUACCACCUUAUUUACAUGUACAAUGAAGCCAUACAACCACGAGAAAUAUGUAUAAUAAAAAAAAAUAUGUUAUUACACAAAGUGACAUGAUUGUUUUUUGCAAACCAAAAUGGCAUGACGUGUAUAAGUGUUGGUCUGCAUGUUCUGGUACAUUCAUUCAGAUGAUGAUGUGUACAGUAUGUGCGAGUGUGUGUGGACACUGGAGGUCUGGAGUGUUUAGGUGGCCUACCAUUACCAUCCGUGCAGGACAUCUGUAUUGGGAGUGUGUGUGUGUGGUGGAAGUCUCUGUUUUUAAGAAGCCAUUUCCAGAAAAUAUUAUUCAAUAAAGAGAGAUAAACACUUGGAUUACACACAGUUACAGUAGACUUAAUUUCUACAACUCAUUUCAUUCUUCCCUUUAUUCAACCAAAUAAACAGUAAUUCAGUUAUAUCUAACUUUGGGAAAACACCCAUAGCCUUGACCCUCCCUACUCCAGCACACAGAUGCCGGAGUCUGGUGAGAGCUGGAACAGAGUAAACUGGAGCAGUCUAAUGCCCAUACUUAGUCAUCAUCACACACACACAUGUAUGUACACAUGCACCCAGACAUGCUAUAAGUCACUGAAAACAAGCCCAGAUUGCAAAAUGUCUCCAUUGUAUAGGGACACAGCACUGGCUAAAAUAAACACAUACCACCAUAUUGUUUUCUCUGUGUUUUAGAUCAGUGCUGAUGAAGGAGAGGAGACCGGGAAAGGAAGGCACUUUAGACAACCAAGAUGCACCUACUGAUGAUGUUCUGGUUGGUACAGCAGAGAAUGAAUGUACUCUUUAAUAUCCAUAGAAACCCUUCAGUGACGCAGAGAAACUGUAGCCGGCAGGCGCUAAAGCAAUCGCUCACUCCUGUGUGUCCCUAUAGGAAACCAUGGUGCUAUUGUUGUAUUCUCAGUGUGAUCUGGAUAUGUUUAUGGUUAGCCCCUUCAUAGAAUACAGAGAGAAAGGGAAGGGAAAACAUACAGUAAGAGAGAGAGAGAGAGAAAGCAUGAGAAAAGGGAGAAUUUAAGCUUAGAGCAGCAUUUGGGAACAUUAGUGUAGAAAUAAAGAGCAGGAACGGAACGUAGAAAGAAAGAGAGCAGAGACAGAAAGAGAAGUAGAGGAGAGUGGGGUAAGAUGAGCCAUUUUUUACAUUCAGCAUCACUCCGUCAAGGGAAAUAUAGUAUUAUUUCUAACAAAGAUACAGUUGAAGUCGGAAGUUUACAUACACUUAGGUUGGAUUCAUUAAAACUCGUUUUUCAACCACUCCACAAAUGUCUUGUUAACAAACUAUAGUUUUGGCAAGUCAGUUAGAACAUCUACUUUGUGCAUGACACAAGUAAUUUGUCCAACAAUUGUUUACAGACAGAUUAUUUCACUUAUAAUUCACUGUAUCACAAUUCCAGUGGGUCAGAAGUUUACAUACACUAAGUUGACUGUGUCUUUAAAUAGCUUGGAAAAUUCCAGAAAAUGAUGUCAUGGCUUUAGAAGCUUCUGAUAGGCUAAUUGACAUCAUUUGAGUCAAUUGGAGGUGUACCUGUGGAUGUAUUUCAAGGCCUACGUUCAAACUCAGUGCCUCUUUGCUUGACAUCAUGGGAAAAUCAAAAGAAAUCAGCCAAGACCUUAGAAAAACAUUUUUUGACCUCCACAAGUCUGGUUCAUCCUUGGGAGCAAUUUCCAAACGCCUGAAGGUACCACGUUCAUCUGUACAAACAAUAGUAUGCAAGUAUAAACACCAUGGGACCACGCAGCCGUCAUACCGCUCAGGAAGGAGACAGGUUCUGUCUCCUAGAGAUGAACGUACUUUGGUGCAAAAAGUGCAAAUCAAUCCCAGAACAACAGCAAAGGACCUUGUGAAGAUGCUGGAGGAAACAGGUACAAAAGUAUCUAUAUCCACAGUAAAACAAGUCCUAUAUCGACAUAACCUGAAAGGCUGCUCAGCAAGGAAGAAGCCACUGCUUCAAAACUGCCAUAAAAAAGCCAGACUACGGUUUGCAACUGCACAUGGGUCUUUCAAAUGGACAAUGACCCCAAGCAUACUUUCAAAGUUGUGGAAAAAUGGCUUAAGGACAACAAAGUCAAGGUAUUGGAGUGGCCAUCACAAAGCCCUGACUUCAAUCCUAUAGAAAAUGUGUGGGCAAAACUGAAAAAGCGUGUGCGAGCAAGGAGGCCUACAAACCUGACUCAGGUACAUCAGCUCUGUCAGGUGGAAUGGGCCAAAAUUCACCCAACUUAUUGUGGGAAGCUUGUGGAAGGCUACCCGAAACGUUUGACCCAAGUUAAACAAUUUAAAGGCAAUGCUACCAAAUACUAAUUGAGUGUAUGUAAACGUCUGACCCACUGGGAAUGUGAUGAAAGAAAUAAAAGCUGAAAUAAAUCAUUCUCUCUACUAUUAUUCUGACAUUUCACAUUCUUAAAAUAAAGUGGUGAUCCUAACUGACGAAAGACAGGGAAUGUUUACUAGGAUUAAAUGUCAGGAAUUGUGAAAAACUGAGUUUAAAUGUAUUUUGCUAAGGUGUAUGUAAACUUCUGACUUCAACUGUAUCUACAUAUACACUGAGUAUACAACACAUUAUGAACACCUGCUCUUUCCAUGACAUAGACUGACCAGGUGAAAGCUAUGAUCCCUUAUUGGUGUCACUUGUUAAAUCCACUUCCAUCAGUGUAGAUGAAAGGGAGGAGACAGGUUAAAGAAGGGUUUUGAAGCCUUGAGACAAUUGAGACAUGGAUUGUGUAUGUGUGCCAUUCAGAGGGUGAAUGGGCAAAACAAAAGAUUGAAGUGCCUUUGAAUGGGGUAUGGUAGUAGGUGCCAGGUGUACCAGUUUAUGUGAAGAACUGCAACGCUGCUGGGUUUUUCACGCUCAACAGUUUCUUGUGUGUAUCAAGAAUGGUCCACCACCCAAAGGACAUCCAGCCAACUUGAUACAACUGUGGGAAGCAUUGAAGUCAACAUGGGCUAGCAUCCCUGUGGAACGCUUUUGACACCUUAUAGAGUCCAUACCCUAUAAGGGGGACUCAACUUACCCCAUAGCCAUUGGCUCAACUUACUCCAAGGCAAACAUUUUGACUAUAUUAGCCCACACAGCUACAAUAAUGCACUUUCAUGCUAGGUUUAGGACCUCAUAUUGAAGCUUAUAGAGACCCCAACUGAUGUACAGAACAAUCUUAAAAUUAUCUACUUUGGUUCAGAUACAAGCAUCAUGAAACCUCUAACACAAUGCAUUCAUUAGACUUGGUGAAAAUCCAUCUUUUGGACCUAAUACUUGCUUACCACUUUUUCCAUGUGGUUUCUUCCUUCACAGAGUCCAUGAAAUGACCUCUUCCUACAUAUUUGGUAAAUUAUUAAUUUUGUGUGUGGUUUCCUAGAACCAAAGGUGGCUCAACUUACACCACUCUCCUCUAUGUUUCUGUAAACUGGCUCCCCACCAGGUUUCUUAUCACUCAAACGUGUCCCUCUGGGACUGGCCUCUCCCCUUUUCCCUCUUCCCUCCCCCCACUGUCUUACCCCUCCCUCAACCAUUUCCUCACCCCCUCCCUCCUUCCCUAUCUUCUACACCCCAUACCUGAACCAUGGUACAUUUGUUUAUUGUUCUGGUGAACCCUGCCCAUGAGUUGUUGAGCCACGGACAAUCAAGUCUACUGUAGUUCUGCUAUGUGUGACACAUAGAGAUAAAUAGAGAUAUAUAGAGGACUCAUCUUUCUAUCUGUGCCAUUCUAGCAUCUGUGACAGCAUGGGCAGCGCCAUUGAGGCUACAACCCAUAGGAAUCCCCACCCAGUUGACUACUUUAAAAUGGAGGAAGCAUGGUGGAAGCUGCCCAUGCUAAAACAGCCUUUUGCCACGAGAGGCCUCUAUCAUUCAUGGUGUGACAACUCAGCAGCCAGAAAAUGUGUAGUAUCACCUUGUGGUCAUUCCCAUUUACUGCAAGUCAAUGCAACAUAAGCAAAGCAGCGCACUGAUUGCCAUGCUAGUAUAAUGGAGUAAACGAAACAUGAUGGCACACAUUUUGUAUCAAGUUUUUGUGUUUAUUUUAAUUUAAAUAUGGUUUAAACAGCUUUGUGCUCCCAUUAAGGAUCAAAUCAUAAAAGGAGACUCAAUGAAAAGCUUACACAGCCAUUUAGCAGUGAACAGAAUCAGUCCAGUCUGGGACACAACAUUUCCUUUGGAUUGUGUUUUUUUUUUCUGAACACAAAAGCAGAUGGUUUGUGUAAAAAUGAAUAUCAUAGCAAAUACCACAGUGAGGGGAGGAAAAAUGAUAAUCUCUUAAAAACUGAUAACGCUAUGAAAAUAAUAAUUAUACAAACAGAAGAGUAAUAAAAAUAAAACAAAAUAAAUAAAAAGUACUGUAUCUGUGAACUCGAUCACACACACAUACACUCACUGGCAAACACACUCACACACAUACACUCACUGGCAAACACACUCACACACAUACACUCACUGGCAAACACACUCACACACAUACACUCACUGGCAAACACACUCACACACAUACAGGCACAUGUACGCACGCACGCACUCACUCACUCACUCACUCACUCACUCACUCACUCACUCACUCACACACAUACUGUAGAAGCACCCACACUCACACACACACAGAUGAAAUGAAGUGAUUUGAAAAAUUAAACCCUGGUAAAAUCAAAUGGUAUCAUACAUCCAUGUCUUGUGUCUGAAGUGCAGAAAACAAAAUGAACCUGAAAAAAUGUACAGAUAAAAUCUGAUAAAUAAUGAAAACGCAUGCCCAUCUUCAUUGGUCUAACUCAACUCUAUACAACUAAAAACCUGGAGUGUUGCCCCUCUAUCCUCACCCCAACCCCUUUACCCAAUCUACACCCAAAACCCCAACCCUCUAUCCUAUACCCUUACCUCUUACCCCACCCAUACUUACAUACCCACCUAUACCUCCUCCUCACCCUGCCCUCACCCCCCACCUGCAUCCCCCUCUCCUAGUUUCCCUAGACACAGGGUUCACAUGCUUCUGUGCUGACAGGUCAGGUCCUUCAGUCUGUGUGUGAGGGGAAGACUUGGUGUGGAGGAGGAGGAGGAGAGGGGAGAAGAGGGGAGGAGAGGGGAGGUAGUGGGACUGUUGGAGCAGGCACUGGUCACCUCUAUCAAACAUCAUGUCCAGUUCAGGAUACUGAGUGAGGUUGGAGGGAGAGGAGUCUCGUUGAAUGUUGAGGUUGAAGGUUGUGAACCUGUCUGUGUCUGUGUGUGAGUACAGUUUGCGCAUCAAUAUAUGUCUGAAUCUGCAUGUGCCUGUGUGUUAGUUAGUGAGUCAGUGAGAGUGACUGUAUACUUGUUCAUGGGAUGGGAUGGGGGCAGUGUGGGGGUUGGCGGACACAGGGCCUGUCCCUCGUCCCUUGUCCCCAGACAUGGGCAGGUUUAUAGGGCUUGCGUCUUGAGCUCGAUUGGCUCCCCGCGGGUGUCCUGCUGGGUCUCCGUCUCGGGUGGUUGGCUGCCCUUCAGUGUGGCCAGGCGCUCAGACAGACCGCGCAUACGGGGGAACAGCAUGAAAUCGUACAGAAGAGCUCCCAUAGCACCUCCUAUCAUGGGACCCACCCAGUACACCUGAAACAACACACACACACACACACAAAGGUUAUCAUGAAGAUAUGGCACAAGCAACUUGUAAUGUUGUCACUGAUAGAGGUUGGUAUUAGCUACAUUAUGAAUCCGCCAUUGUGAUUCGAUUAUUAGAUAUUUGUAAAAAGUAUUUCAAAUUCUACGUUAUAUGAUGUAUGACUGUGUGUUUCUUACCCAGUGGUUUACAAAGUUCCUGAAGAGUACAGCGGGGGCGAAAGACCUAGCAGGGUUCAUUCCAGCACCGGUGUAGUACAUCUACAGCAGAGAAGGAUAACAGGGCGUUCAGAAUACAGUCUGUUUCUGUUGUACACAAUGCAAGUCUGUUUUUGUGUGUGUUCCACUAUUAGGGUAGAAGUGUUUUGGGCAUUGCGUGUGUUUUCUCCUACCAGUGUGUGUAAGUGUGUGUUGUGUUGCUCACCCCCACGAGGUGUCCGAUGGUGACAGCGAAGCCGAUGGACAGGGCAGCAGAGCCCAUGCGUCCGUUCCUCCUCUCAUCUGUCACGGCAAAGAUACAUAUCACCAGCUGCAUGGUCAGGAACACCUCCACUGUGGUGCCCAUGCCCAGGCUGAUACCAGGCUGCAGCUGUAGACGGCCAGAGGAGAAAAAAUGCAUCAGACUUGAGGUCCUUUGUGAACAACUUACUUUGUAAAAUAAGUGUGUCCUCUUUCUAGUAAAGUGUAUAUUAUUUGUACAAUUAGUUGUGGCUUUGCAAUUCGGUUUUAAAGGCCUGUAACAGGACAUGACAGCAAUGAAUCAAUCAAUGAUGCAACACAUAUCGACUCAAACUGUAAAACAUUCAGGGGCCUCACCACUAUGGCCUCAGUGAGAUUGUGGUCAUUGUACCGUAGAAACUGUAGUUACCAGUAGGUUCCAUGAUGAUUCCCUAAUCCCUGUUCAUCUCUACCCAUUCUAAAUCUCCAUUAACAUUAAGAAGCCUACCAAUUUAUUUAUUUUCUGCUUUGAGCUGAUAUGGGUCAAUAAUGUCCCCUUAGUUCCCAUAUAAUGCUCCAUAAAGGGAAUAGGCCCAGUGCCAUUUGAGAUGUGCACUUGGUGGGUGGGUGGUGCCUUACCGUGUUGAGAGCCAUGUUGCCCCUCAUGUUGUUGGGGGUGACCCCAUAGAGCACGGCGGCCCCAGCCACGGCCCCCAGGACCUGGGCAGCCCAGUAGAAAAAGGCGCGGAACAGGGACAUCUGGGAACCCACCAGGUAGGCGAAGGUGACGGCCGGGUUAAUGUGGCCGCCACUGAUGUGACCGAUGGACUGGAUCAUGGUGGCAGCCGCCAAGCCGAAGCACAGCGCCACAUGCAAAACGUGGUUAGGCCCGGUUGUCCAGCGCAGCGCGGCGCCCAUGCCGAAAAACACAAAGAACAUGGUCCCGAAGAACUCGGCGAAGACCGCCCGCCAAAACGUCAUGGACCGGAACUCCCACAUGCUGGCUGUUCACUGGACGCUCCUCGUACCAGAAAACGUUCUUGGAGAAAAAAAAGUUGUCAGGGUGAAUCUAGAAAAGGUAAGCGUGUACCUUUUGAAAAGUUACUUGUUUUGCACUGUAAAGGAAAUAUUUUUUAAAAAUCCCUUUGGAGGUCACCUAGCUGGGCUGACCCAAACGCUGUCUUACUUAGCCAAUCAGUUGGAAGACAAACAGUCAAAAAAGUUCACAGAGGAAUCCACCAGACAGAUCUAGCUCUAAGCUACGGACGAUCUGGAGUUGGCGCGAAGGCAGUCAAACAUCAACUCAGCUGUGCUAGCUUGCCUCCACUGGCCGCCUGUUGUAGCGACAUAGGUGUGUGUGUGUCUCAGAAUAGUUGUCAAGAGGAGAUGUGCAUUGAUGCUAGAUGAGUGGUUCUAGAGUAGAGACAGGGAUAGACAGAGUGUCCUGUGGACGUUUUAGCCUCUGACGGAGGGGAGAGGGCCCACCGGGGGCUUUAUAACCCCCCCCCCCAGGGGCCCCAAGUGACGCCAUAAUCCAAGGGGGCGGACACACAGGAUGGUCCAAAUCAAAUACACUUAACCCCUUUGUUGCCCACCACAACAGAAGAGAGAGGAAGAGAAAAGGGUGAGAGUGACACGAGAGGGAGGAGGGAAUCAAGAAAGAGCAAGUGACUGGGUGAGUAUAAGAACUAGGGAUGAAUAUCAACCCCACAGAAGUGAUGAGAGGAGUUUGUCUAGUCUCAUAGUGCCAUAUGCACUGUAUGUUAUCUGUUGACACAUCAUAACCAUGAUAACCAUGGGAACAAGUGCUGAUGGCGGCGAACACACACACACACACACACACACACAAACACAGUGAUCCAAGGGGGGCCCUAGACAGAAGAGCUUUAAGCCAACAGUGUGCGGAAUUGACUCGUGCAUAGAAAUGCCUGACAUUGUGAAACUAUUGUCUUAGCAUCGAGCAUGUGUGCCACAUGUGAACAGUGGAACUGCUUGGUUUUUAGAAACAUGUUUGUAGUUAUCAUUCACAACUGACAUGUUUUGUGCAAACAUAAAUUAUUUACAUUAUCAGCUCUAGAUUAUUAUCAUUUCUAUAUGUCGGUCUGGUCUGUAAUAUCCACUGGGCAGAGGUACUGCACUCACACUCAGCAGUGCAUUUAUUCACUGACCUCAAAUCCCAACAGUGUUAUUGACAGAGGUAUUAAGCAUACAUAAGUGGUUAUAAGCACUACUUAAGGGCUAUGAGCAAAACAUUGAAGCUGGGCGCAUGACAUGGGGACCUUAGAUGUCUGCAUAACAUACAAGUGUAGGGCACUUCUUUAAGGCAAUGAACUUGACAUUGACACCCAAAGCACAGUACAGAGGCAUGCAUAUUUACAUAUAAACGUUGACUACUGCUGCAAAGUGGUGGAAAACAAAUACAUUUCAAAACUUAACUAAAUAAAUGUUUAAGUUGUGAACUACAAAUAUCAGCAACGUAAGGGGCAGCCCUGCCAAAACAGUAUAUAAUUUAGACACCUCUCUCGCUCUCGCUCUCUCUCUCUCUCACUCUCUCUCUCACUCUCUCGCUCAUUCUGGGCCAGUGUUCUAGGAGGUGCUGGGCUGCUCAGUGGAUACUUUAUUAGGCAGAGGUUUGUAUUGUGUAUGAGGGUGUAUGUGGGCCAGGCAUGAGGGGUGAGAGGCAGGAGGCAGGGUUGCCCGCUAGCAGCCAAAGCCCUGAACAAUCCAUGUAUGGGGCUGGGGAAAAAGGGAGGGACAGAGUAGGACUGUGGCGGGGGAAAGGGGAAACGGGGGUUAUUGAGCUCCAACGCUGGAGCAUCGCGCUGACCAGUCCAGAGCCGUCACUGGGCAGUGGGCCAUGAAUGGAGAACGCUGAGCGGACCAUUUUAACUCCCUUUAAUACAUAGAAAAAACACACAAUGCAAAAUGCUGGUAGCACAAGGCAGUUAUUUUCUAUUGUUUGUUAGGGUGUGUGUGAGUGAGAGUGAGAGUGUGUGUGUAUGUGUGUGUAUAGAUGAAAGAGCAGAUACACAUGUGUUUGAAGGCGAAGGUGCAUACGUAUGAGUGUGCAUGAGACGGUGUGUGUGCACACGCAUUUGAGUGAGUGUAUCUGUGUGUUUACGCACACACAACUGUGUGUGUGCACAAAUGUUAAUGAUGUUUCAAUAAUGAUUGCGAAGUGUUUAUUCUACAACAUUCAUAGCUUUAUACUAUCAACACAAACAUGAAAAUAAAAAGAAUUGCAACGAAACAUGCAUAGCAAUUUUCACUAACAUAAUAUAUUUGGUGCUUAUAUUUGUCCUAUUUCACAUACAUACAAGUGUGUAUUAAUACGCAUGUGUGAAUUGGAAGUGUGUUUUUUGCAUAUCCCAACUCCUCUGAUACAACCUCGGAGAGUGGUGUCACGGCCAGGGACUGCCAUUAUCAACGGCGAACCAGGAGCAAGUGAGUGAGUCUGUGAAAGGCUGAUCCUACAACCUAUUUAGAGGGAGUAGGGAGUAAGUCUGUGAAAGGUUGAUCCUACAACCUAUUUAGAGGGGUAGGGAGUGAGUCUGUGAAAGGCAACAACCUAUUUAAUUAAAUUCCCUCGUUUCCCAAAAUCUUGGUUGGAGGAUUCCUAGAAUCAGGAAGGAAUAAGUAGGAAAUCGAGAAUUCUCCAACCAGGAUUUCUGGAAAAAUAGGGAAUUUAUUUAAAGUUCCCGGACUUUAGCAACCGUACUGAUCCCACAACCUAUUUACACCUGUGUCAUUAGAGGGCUCUGGUCUGAGGACCUAUUUGACAGUUAAUAGCAGAAUUGCGAGCUUUGAGGUGAGGGACCCUCAGAUACAUGGAGAUGCCAGAGGUAAUGGCCUGUGUGAGUGUGUCAAUGAUUAGGGUAGGCCUUUUUAGCAUUUCAAAGCAUUCACAGACAGGGUGAGUAAUGCUAAAAUAAAGAAAUACAUAAAUAAAGGAUUUUGUGUUACAAAAAUGAAAUUUCUUUGAGUAGUUGUUGGGUUAUAUAUCAUAUUUCUGCAUAAAUUAGUAUUACAUCACUGAAUACUUACAAUUGUGUAACAAAUAUAUAUUGAACAAAAUCAACUAUGCACCAAUACGUCAGCACCAAAUACUGAUCAUUUUCAUUUAACUAAUAUAUAUAUUUAUCUAUAAGUAUAUUUAACUAUAUAUAUCUAUAAUGAACAAAAAUAUAAACACAAAAUGUAAAGUGUUGGUCCCAUGUUUCAUGAGCUGAACAAAAAGCUUAUUUCUCUCAAAUUUUGUGCACAAAUUUGUUUACAUCUCUGUUAGUGAGCAUUUCUCCUUUGCCAAGAUAAUCCAUCAUCCUGACAGGUGUGGCAUAUCAAGAAGCUGAUUAAACAGCAUGAAAAUGCUUGUGCUUGUGCUGGGGACAAUAAAAGGCCACUCUAAAAUGUGCCGUUUUGUCAUAAAACACAAUGCCACAGAUGUCUCAAGUUGAGGGAGCAUGCAAUUGGCAUGCUGACUGUAGGAAUGUCUACCAGAGCUGUUGAAUGUUCAUUUCAGCACCCCUGCCCAGUCAUGUGAAAUCCAUAGAUUAGGGCCUAGGAGUAUAUGCUGAGGAGUUAUUUCUGUCUGUAAUAAAGCACAUUUGUGGGGAAAAACUAAUUUUGAUUGGCUUGGCCUGGCUCCCCAGUGGGUGGGCCUGGCUCCCAAGUGGGUAGGCGUAUGCCCUCCCAGGCCAACCCAUGGCUGCACCCCUGCCCAGUCAUGUGACAUCCAUAGAUUAGGGCCUAAUGAAUUUAUUUAUAUUGACUGAUUUCCUUACAUGAACUGUAACUCAGUAAAAUCUUUGAAAUUGUUGCAUGCUGAAUUCAUAUUUUUGUUCAGUGUGUAAUGUAUGUACAAUUUUACUUUCUGUGUCUGAGUGUGUAUACACAUUCACAUGUAAUUUGAAAUCUUUAUCAUUAUAUGAUCAUAUUGUAUAUAAUUGUAUAUUAUUGCAUUUAUAUCCUAUGCCUUCGGAAAGUAUUCAGACCCCUUGACCUUUUCAACAUUUUGUUACGUUACAGCCUUAUUCUAAAAUGGAUUAAAUAUUAUUAUUAUUUUUAGCAAUCUACACACAAUAACCCAUAACGACAAAGCGAAAACAGGUUUUUAGAAAUGUUUAAAAUAUAUAUAUAAUAAUAAUACCUUAUUUACAUAAGUAUUCAGACCCUUUGCUAUGAGACUCGAAAUUAAGCUCAGGUGCAUCCUGUUUCCAUUGAUCUUCCUUAAGCUGUUUCUACAACUUGAUUGGAGUCCAACUGUGGUAAAUUCAAUUGAUUGGACAUGAUUUGGAAAGGCACACACCUGUCUAUAUAAAAGGUCCCACAGUUGACAGUGCAUGCCAGAGCAAAAACCAAGCCGUGAGGUCGAAGGAAUUGUCCGUAGACCUCCGAGACAGGAUUGCCUCGAGGCACAGAUCUGGGGAAGGGUACCAAAAAAUGUCUGCAGCAUUGAAAAAAAAAUAUUCACCUCACACAUUGUAAUGUUGAACAGGUAGAGUGCGUAGUUAUCCUUUCUGUCUGUCCGUCUGUGCUUCUGUCGAUCUGUGGGAUCCUUCUCUCUGUUCUGCCUCCUCCCCCUUCAUAGUGAUUGCUCAAGUGUGUUUGGUCAUCAUUUGCACUCCCCCUUCUCAGUAUGAGGACAUGUUCCCCAGCCGGGGACUUCUCCUCCUGGUCUGAGCUCAGCUGGAGUGUCCUGAGCACCUGGCACACAUCAUAGCUCCUCGGACUCGUUUUCAUGUCAAUUACCCUGAGAAGAGGCCCAUUACUGAGUGGAGAUGGAGAGAGACAGGGCAGCCAUAUCAUUAACAGGCCAUAUCAUUACCUAACACAAAUACAGCAUCCACAUUGUAGGAUGAAUUGAUCAGCUACUGGGUGCAGUUUGACUGGAUCCAACCACAAGGUCAAUCUAUCACAUAUAUUGUAAUCAAGACAUUUUGGAAUGAUUGGGUGGCAGGUAGCCUAGCGGUUAAGAGCGUUGGGCCAGUAACUGAAAGGUUGCUGGUUCAAAUCAAAUCAAAUUUUAUUUGUCACAUGCGCCGAAUACAACAGUGAAAUGCUUACUUACAAGCCCUUAACCAACAAUGCAGUUUUAAGAAAAAUAAGUGUUAUGUAAACAAUAGAUAAGUAAUAAAUAAAAGCAGUAAAAUAACAGUAAAAAUAACAGUAGCGAGGCUACAUACAGGGGGUACCGGUGUCAAUGUGCGGGGGCACCGGUUAGUCGAGGUAAUUGAGGUAAUAUGUACAUGUAGGUAUAGUUAAAGUGACUAUGCAUAGAUAAUAAAGAGAGAGUAGCAGAAGUGUUAAAGAUAGUCCGGGUAGCCAUUUGAUUAGCUGUUCAGGAGUCUUAUGGCUUGGGGGUAGGAGCUGUUAAGAAGCCUUUUGGACCUAGACUUGGCGCUCCGGUACCGCUUGCCGUGCGGUAGCAGAGAGAACAGUCUGUGACUAGGGUGGCUGGAGUCUUAGACAAUUUUUAGGGCCUUCCUCUGACACCGCCUGGUAUAGAGGUCCUGGAUGGCAGGAAGCCUGGCCCCAGUGAUGUAUUGGGCCGUACGCACUACCCUCUGUAGUGCCUUGCGAUCGGAGGCCGAGCAGUUGCCAUACCAGGCAGUGAUGCAACCAGUCAGGAUGCUCUCUAUGGUGCAGCUGUAUAACUUUUGAGGAUCUGAGGACCCAUGCCAAGUCUCCUGAGGGGGAAUAGGCUUUGUCGUGCCCUCUUCAUGACUGUCUUGGUGUGUUUGGAGCAUGAUAGUUUGUUGGUGAUGUGGACACCAAGGAACUUGAAGCUCUCAACCUGCUACACUACAGCCCUGUUGAUGAGAAUGGGGGUGUGCUCGGUCCUUCUUUUCCUGUAGUCCACAACCAUCUCCUUUGUCUUGAUCACGUUGAGGGAGAAUCCCUGAGCCAACUAGGUGAAAAAUCUGUCAAUGUGCCCUUGAGCAAGGCACUUAACCCUAAUUGCUCCUGUAAGUCGCUCUGGAUAAGAGUGUCUGCCCUAAAUGACUAAAAUGUAAACAUUUUGAUAGUUGUAACAAUGUUAUCAUGUUGGUUUAGAGAAAAAGAGUCAGAGAGCCAGAACGAUAGAGAGAGAGACUGCAGUGAUUGAGAGAUGAGUGCAGGGGUAUCUGACUGAAGGAAAGUGAAAGUUUGAUCAUGACGUCAUGGUCCUUCCACACGGAAAAACAACAGAACACCUUACUGGGAUUUAUAGGGCCAAACGAUUCUAUCGAAUCUAAAGUUUAUCUUCAAUUAUCUAAUAUCUAAACUGUUAAUCUCCCACUCACCAUGGCAUCUACUCCUCUCCUCUCCUCUCCUCCCACCCCUCUUCCAUCAAUCUACCGUUCGAAUCGCCAUGGAGACAGUCUCUUUCGUGAUGCAGUUGCCAUGGCGCCUAUUGUGAUGCUGGCUCAGAAUAUGUUUUUUCUCAUUCUCUUUGAUAUGAAACAAACACCACCACUGUGAAGAUCCUCCCUAAAGAAAUACACAGAGUUCCUGUGUUUUAACAAUAUGCACUAUGUAUUUACCUUGUUAUUGGUUAUUUGAUAACCAUUCUAUAAACACUAACCUUGCAAUAAAGUGAAGAUAUGAACCAAAAAAGUCAUGAAUCUCAAGUUCUGACGUGUGCAACAGGCUGUGUGAUAGUUUUGAUUGGAAGUCAUUAAUCAAAUAGAUCAGGCUUAAAUUAUGCCAAGAUGAUGACACUAAGUGGCUCCUGAGUGGCGCAGUGGUCUAAGGCACUGCAUUGCAGUGCUAACUGUGCCACUAGAGAUCCUGGUUCGAAUCCAGGCUCUGUCGCAGCCGGCCGCGACCGGGAGACUCAUGGGCGGCGCACAAUUGGCCCAGGGUAGGGGAGGGAAUGGCUGGCAGGGAUGUAGCUCAGUUGAUAGAGCAUGGCGUUUGCAACGCCAGGGUUGUGGGUUCGAUUCCAGUAUAAAAAAAAAAAUGUAAUCACUAACUAACUGUAAGUUGCUCUGGAUAAGAGCGUCUGCUAAAUGACUAAAAUGUAAAUGUAAAUAACCUCUACCCAGUGGGUGAGUGGUGGGGGCCUGGGUGAUAGAGGGGUGUUUGUGGGAUUUGAGGGGACCGGAGAAGGGCAAUGGCCAAGAGAAGCCCCCUAGGCCUCAGGGGCCCACUCUGUAGCAGACCCGGUCCAGAAUGAACUGGUUGUGGGGUGCAUUAGCAUGCCCCAUUAUGGGGUGGAUUACCCCCAACCACCGGCGCUGUUAUACCCCCUUUUGUGGAGCUAAGCCCCCCUGUGUGGGGCAGCAUGGGUGGGGGGAGCAGUGGAACCCGCUGGCAUGGGGAGUUUUCAGCCCCCUCCACCCAGAGUGCUGACACAACCACACACACACACAACCAUGCACACACACAAAACCCCACUCAGACCACAAACUGGUUGCCACUAAAACCGCUCCAAAAGUGCCAGCUAAGGGAUAUGAGAGAGGGAGACCAUCUAUCAUAUCCCAGAAUAGAGAGCUCAUGGAUAGUGUCAGAAGGAAGUGUCUGAAGGGUUAUGCUGUUAUCUCCCUCUGCUAUAGCAUAAACCUCUAAAUGAUCAGCACAUACAGUGCAUUCGGAAAGUAUUCAGACCCCUUGACUUUUUCCACAUUUUGUUACGUUACAGCCAUAUUCUAAAAAUGAUUACAUCGUUUUUUUCCCUCAUCAAUCUACACACAAUACCCCAUAAUGACAAAGCAAAAACAGGUUUUAGAAAUUUUUGCAAAUGUAUAAAAAAACAAAAAGCUGAAAUAACACAUUAACAUAAGUAUUCAGACCCUUUAUGAAGGUCCUGAGCGCUUUGGAGCAGAUUUCCAUCAAGUAUCUCUCUGUAUUUUUCUCCGUUCAUCUUUCACUCGAUCCUGACUAGUCUCCCCAGUCCCUGCCGCUGAAAAACAUCCCCACAGCAUGAUGCUGCCACCACCAUGCUUCACCGUAGGAAUGGUGCCAAGUUCCCUCCAGACGUGACGCUUGGCAUUCAGGCCAAAGAGUUCAAUCUUGUUUCUCAUGGUCUGAGAGUCUUUAGGUGCCUUUUGGCAAACUCCAAGCAGGCUGUCAUGUGCCUUUUACUGAGGAGUGGCUUCUGUCUGGCCACUCUACCAUAAAGGCCUGAUUGGUGGAGUACUGCAGAGAUGGUUGUCCUUCUGGGGGCGAAGGUUCACCUUCCAACAGGACAACGACCCAAAGCGCACAGCCAAGACAAUGCAGGAGUGGCUUCGGGACAAGUCUCAAUGUCCUUGAGUGGCCCAGCCAGAGCCCGGACUUGAACCCGAUUUAAUAUCUCUGGAGACCUGAAAGUAGCUGCAGCAGCACUCCCCAUCCAACCUGACAGCGCUUGAGAGGAUCUUCAGAGAAGAAUGGGAGAAACUCCCCAAAUACAGGUGUGCCAAGCUUGUAGCAUCAUACCCAAGAAGACUCGAGGCUGUAAUCACUGCCAAAUUGGCUUCAACAAAGUACUGAGGGUUUGAAUACUUAUGUAAAUGUGAUUUCAGUUUUCUAUUUCUAAUAAACUUGAAAAAAAUUCUAACAACCUGUUUUUGCUUUGUCAUUAUGGGGUAUUGUAUUUUAGAAUAAGGCUGUAUUGUAACAAAACGUGGAAAAAGCCAAGGGGUCUGAAUACUUUCUGAAUGCACUGUAUAUAGGGGUUUGUCUGUGAAUGGGUGUACAGCUCUGCUCUUACACCUCAUUUCAGGCUGAGGCUACUGUACUAGCUUGCUGGUUCCAUAAUACUUAUUGGAUGUCCUACUUCUGUGAUUUAAUAAAAAAGGAGAGUGAAAUGAGGACCCAGGGACAGUUCCAGAGUGUAGUCUUUACUAGACUUGGUUUUUAUUCAACUAACAGUACGUUCUACAGAUGCACACGUGUUACAUCACCAAGAUACCACAUGGUCUUGUAAUACCUCUUAAAAAUUAUAUUGGUCCUAAAAAUAUAGAAAGGAACAAAUGUAAAGUCACAAAAACUGUACAUUUUGAAAAAUUCACUUAACACCACAUUUGGUUUUAUUCAUGUCUUUUAGUUUUUUUUUUUUAUAUAUAAAAAAAAUGUCCCUUUUGUGUAGAAAGGAACACAAAAAUGCAUUUCCUAUCGACCGGUUUGAGUUCAGUGUAAGAAACUACGCUUUAAAUAAAACCCGGAUUGUGGAGUAUCGUCCUGCCGCCUUUAUAACUUUCCCAUAACACACCAACCAUGCCACGCUAUAGAUUAUCACAGUAUGAGUCAUAAUACCCAUAAAACCUAGCGGUCAAACAGGGAAAUGGUUCCGAUAGUUUUUCCACCAUUCAUUUUUCCCAUAGGGGAUUUUAAUACUUCAAAUAAGGGCUGUUUCUCUUGUAGGCUUACUCAGGAAUGACGUUUUGAUAACCAUGUAAAUCUCUCUCGGACAAGGUGACUUAUCAAUAUAUUCGCCUGUAUUUACCCCCAAAAAAUGAAAUUCUAAUUAGGCUAUCAUAAAGAACUACAAAUACCACACAUCUCUGGAUGAACUAGCUAAUGUUAGCUAAAUGUAGUAAUGAAUAAAUUGGCUAAAUUACUUUAAAAAUUGACAAUUCUGUGAACUGUCUUGAGCAAGUUUUAAAUUGACACAAUACCUGUUAGCAAAGGUGUCAGCUAGAGAUGAUGUGCAGGAGCUUGCAGGGCUUUGUAGUUUGGCAUGAUGUCUUCUUUGAUGCUAAUUACCAUUUUCGAAUCUAAGAGUAAAUAGAGCCAAAUAUAUUGAUAAAAGUCACCUUGUCCGAGAGAGAUUUACGUGGUUAUCAAAACGUCACGCCAGGGUAAGCCUAGACAAAACACAGCCCUUAUUUGAAGUUUUUUCCCCUAUGGGAAAAAUGAAUGGUGGAAAAACGAUUGGAACCAUUUCCGUUUGACCGCUAGGUUUUAUGGGUAUUAUGACACCUCCACUGUGGGGCUCUAUUGAGCACAGUGUCCCCUUUACAGAGAAAAAGUUGAUUCAUAAAAUGGAACAUGAGCUUAGCAAAAUAUGCACAUACUUGUAUAGAAGCCUUUUAUCAGUAGGCGUCUAGAACAAAAUGUUUCUCCUAACACACAAGCUAUGCCUGUUCCUGCACUUAACUGCCAAGCUUAAGGGGGGGGGGGGGGGGGUAUGAGUUAUUGUUUUGUUUUAUAAGCACAGGUCUGUUUCUUCUUUCAUUUCAAAUUGAUGAGUUUGAACAUUUUCAGUGUUUACCAAAUUCCUGAUAAGGUCCUUUAAACUUAGUGAUUUAAAAAACCAUCUGCAUUCUAAGAAAUAUUGAGUGACAAUUUUCUGUAAUAUCAAAACAAUUCUUCCCAUGAACAGGUGUCGCUAAAAAACAUGACAUUUUGUUUGAGAACAGUCAACCAAUAACAUUUCAGCAGCCUGCUAGCUUUCUGCAUAAUUUGACCAAUAUGGUAAAGAGCUGCGAAGCUGCAACACAAAGCGAACAGUGUUUAAACAGAGGUUUAAAAUGGCAGUAGCGUCAUUUCAGUCCUAUUGACACCAUCUAUGGACACACUACACCUGCCAAUUCCCAUUGCUGUGACUACCGGUCUUUGUUGUCAUUAUGGAGCAGUGCAAACAAAAAGUCUAAAACAGGACAGAAAACAAACAACACACUAAAGCCUCCAGUUUCUGAAACCAGUGACCUUCACACAGCAGCAGGAGUGUGGGUCUAGGUGAGAAUUAGGUCAGGGGUUGCGUUACACAAUGUAAGAGUCUAAUAAUGUGAGUCUUCAGAAGAAGAAAAAAACGCUCCUUUCCAUUUUGUUUUACUGGCCUUUUUCAUAAAUCGUCUAGACAUCUCAACUAUGUAGUCUGUACACAUUCACUACAAGCUAUUGCUAUUAAAUUAUCCCAGCUAUUGUCAUCUUUAUAUAUACACUACCAUUCAAAAGUUGGGGUCACUUAGAAAUGUCCUUGUUUUCAAAACAAAAGCAAUUGUUUUGUCCAUUAAAAUAUCAAAUUGAUCAGAAAUACAGUGUAGACAUUGUUAAUGUUGUAAAUGGCUAUUGUAGCUGGAAACGGCUGAUUUUUUAUGGAAUAUCUACAUAGGCGUACAGAGGCCCAUUAUCAGCAACCAUCAGUCCUGUGUUCCAAUGGCAUGUUGUGUUUGCGAAUCCAAGUUUAUUAUUUUAAAAGGCUAAUUGAUCAUUAGAAAACCCUUUUGCAAUUAUGUUAGCACAGCUGAAAACUGUUGUACUGAUUAAAGAAGCAAUACAACUGGCCUUCUUGAGACUAGUUGAGUAUCUGGAGCAUCAGCAAUUGUGGGUUCGAUUACAGGCUCAAAAUGGCCAGUCUAUAACUUUCUUCUGAAACUCGUCAGUCUAUUCUUGUUCUGAGGAAUGAAGGCUAUUCCAUGCGAGAAAUUGCCAAGAAACUGAAGAUCUCAUACAACCCUGUGUACUACUCCCUUCACAGAACAGCGCAAACUGUCUCUAACCAGAACAGAAAGAGGAGUGGGAGGCCCCGGUGCACAACUGAGCAAGAGGACAAAUACAUUAGUGUGUCUAGUUUGAGAAACAGACGCCUCACAGGUCCUCAACUGGCAGCUUCAUUAAAUAGUACCCGCAAAACACCAGUCUCAACGUCAACAGUGAAGAAGCGACUCCGGGAUGCUGACCUUCUAGGCAGAGUUGCAAAGAAAAAGCCAUAUCUCAGACUGCCCAUCUUAAUCUUUUAUUUUUAUUGGCCAGUCUGAGAUAUGGCUUUUUCUUUGCAACUCUGAUGUUAUUUUAAUGGACAAAAAAAAAUUGCUUUUCUUUCAAAAACAAGGACAUUUCUAAGCGACCCCAAACGUUUGAACAGUAGUGUGUAUAUAUAUAUAUAGAAUAUAUAAUAAAAAUAUUUUGAGAAAAAUUGCUUCAGGCAUAAGACAACACUACAUUUCCAUUGAACAGUUAAAAGAGGGUCCAAUCCCAAAGUGUUUAAGUGAGUUCAGAGAGGACCUUAGGGUUUUGAUCUAUGUGGUGGAAACGAGGUCAGAGCAUGUCCGGUCUGCAGCAACGUAUUGGUCUGGCAGACCUCCUGACCGCGACAGAGGGCAGAGUUUGAGAACCAAUCCGCUCAGGGCUUCAGACCCUCCUCCCGCCCCCAAAGGAAGGGAUGGACCAAUACCGUGGCCUUAUGAGACAAGGGGUGUGGCGUAGGAGAGAACAUGACGACAAGAGAAUUCCAAACAGGUGGCCAGGUACAGAAGUGAGGGUGCAUAGCGAGGGAGGGAACUCAAACAUCCCCCUCGGUCAUCGAGAGAAUUUCAAGCCAACAGGGUUGAGGUUUUAAAAAAGGUGAAGCAGAGAAAGGGAAAAACAAGAACAGACAAGUACAGUGGGGGAAAAAAGUAUUUAGUCAGCCACCAAUUGUGCAAGUUCUCCCACUUAAAAAGAUGAGAGAGGCCUGUAAUUUUCAUCAUAGGUACACGUCAACUAUGACAGUAUUUGGUCACCUACAAACAAGCAAGAUUUCUGGCUCUCACAGACCUGUAACUUCUUCUUUAAGAGGCUCCUCUGUCCUCCACUCGUUACCUGUAUUAAUGGCACCUGUUUGAACUUGUUAUCAGUAUAAAAGACACCAGUCCACAACCUCAAACAGUCACACUCCAAACUCCACUAUGGCCAAGACCAAAGAGCUGUCAAAGGACACCAGAAACAAAAUUGUAGACCUGCACCAGGCUGGGAAGACUGAAUCUGCAAUAGGUACGCAGCUUGGUUUGAAGAAAUCAACUGUGGGAGCAAUUAUUAGGAAAUGGAAGACAUACAAGACCACUAAUAAUCUCCCUCGAUCUGGGGCUCCACGCAAGAUCUCACUCCGUGGGGUCGAAAUGAUCACAAGAACGGUGAGCAAAAGCAUCACUGCUCUAGAGAUCUGCAUGGAGGAAUGGGCCAAAAUACCAGCAACAGUGUGUGAAAACCUUGUGAAGACUUACAGAAAACGUUUGACCUGUGUCAUUGCCAACAAAGGGUAUAUAACAAAGUAUUGAGAAACUUUUGUUAUUGACCAAAUACUUAUUUUCCACCAUAAUUUGCAAAUAAAUUCAUAAGAAAUCCUACAAUGUGAUUUUCUGGAUUUUUUUUUCUCAUUUUGUCUGUCAUAGUUGACGUGUACCUAUGAUGAAAAUUACAGGCCUCUCUCAUCUUUUUAAGUGGGAGAACUUGCACAAUUGGUGGCUGACUAAAUACUUUUUUUCCCCAAUGUAUCCAAAUCUAUACAUAGAUGUAUACAGUGAGUCGGAGGAUACUCUGGCCCAGACAGUCUUAGUAGUAACGGGGAGCGUAAGCAUCAGGGUUAGGGCGCUGUCCUUGGUUGGCCCCGCCCCCAGCACAAGUGUCCUGGACUCUUAUUGGUCCUUGCUCUCGUAGAACUCAGCCCAGCGGUUCUCGAAGAAGCGCUUCAUGGAGUGUCCGGCCAUGCCCACCUCGGACGUGUCCUCAUUGAACUGCUCGCAGUUGUUGAACACCAUAUGUGCGUCCGCUGCAAACUCCUCACAGCUGCAGUACCUGGGGAACAGGGGAGGAGAGAAGAGAAAGACAGGUCAAAUAUAAGCUUACAGAUCUUCAGUAACAUUGUUGAAAAUGAAAGGAACCGGCCUCCUUACGGAAGUUUGGGUCAUGUUGUAGACGUUUUACUAUCCUUUUGGGGACACAGUGUUGUAGUACUCGAGACCGGUCUCAAGACCACAUAUUGAAUGUCUCGGUCGUCUCGAUGUCAGAGACAUUUGUACUUGGUCUUGACUCGGUCUCGGACAGUGAGGACUCGUAAUUUCUUCCCGAGACCAGCGGACUAAAAAAACUCAUAAUUAUCAGCUUCCAUUCAGUCAGCGCAUAAAAACGCUUCGCCAGGCCAAAUACAGCGAGUGAAAAAAGUAUUUGAUCCCCUGCUGAUUUGUACGUUUGCCCACUGACAAAGAAAUGAUCAGUCUAAAAUUUUAAUGGUAGGUUUAUUUGAACAGUGAGAGACAUAAUAACAACAAAAAGAUCCAGAAAAACGCAUGUCAAAAAUGUUAUAAAUUGAUUUGCAUUUUAAUGAGGGAAAUAAGUAUUUGACCCCCUCUCAAUCAGAAAGAUUUCUGGCUCCCAGGUGUCUUUUAUACAGGUAACGAGCUGAGAUUAGGAGCACACUCUUAAAGGGAGUGCUCCUAAUCUCAGUUUGUUACCUAUAUAAAAGACACCUGUCCACAGAAGCAAUCAAUCAAUCAGAUUCCAAACUCUCCACCAUGGCCUAGACCAAAGAGCUCUCCAAGGAUGUCAGGGACAAGAUUGUAGACCUACACAAGGCUGGAAUGGGCUACAAGACCAUCGCCAAGCAGCUUGGUGAGAAGGUGACAACAGUUGGUGCAAUUAUUCGCAAAUGGAAGAAACACAAAAUAACUGUCAAUCUCCCUCGGCCUGGGGCUCCAUGCAAGAUCUCACCUCGUGGAGUUGCAAUGAUCAUGAGAACGGUGAGGAAUCAGCCCAGAACUACACGGGAGGAUCUUGUCAAUGAUCUCAAGGCAGCUGGGACCAUAGUCACCAAGAAAACAAUUGGUAGCACACUACGCCGUGAAGGAAUGAAAUCCUGCAGCGCCCGCAAGGUCCCCCUGCUCAAGAAAGCACAUAUACAGGGCCGUCUGAAGUUUGCCAAUGAACAUCUGAAUGAUUCAGAGGAGAACUGGGUGAAAGUGUUGUGGUCAGAUGAGACCAAACUCGAGCUCUUUGGCAUCAACUCAACUCGCCGUGUUUGGAGGAGGAGGAAUGCUGCCUAUGACCCCAAGAACACCAUCCCCACCGUCAAACAUGGAGGUGGAAACAUUAUGCUUUGGGGAUGUUUUUCUGCUAAGGGGACAGGACAACUUCACCGCAUCAAAGGGACGAUGGACGGGGCCAUGUACCGUCAAAUCUUGGGUGAGAACCUCCUUCCCUCAGCCAGGGCAUUGAAAAUGGGUCGUGGAUGGGUAUUCCAGCAUGACAAUGAUCCAAAACACACAGCCAAGGCAACAAAGGAGUGGCUCAAGAAGAAGCACAUUAAGGUCCUGGAGUGGCCUAGCCAGUCUCCAGACCUUAAUCCCAUAGAAAAUCUGUGGAGGGAGCUGAAGGUUCGAGUUGCCAAACGUCAGCCUCAAAACCUUAAUGACUUGGAGAAGAUCUGAAAAGAGGAUUGGAACAAAAUCCCUCCUGAGUUGUGUGCAAACCUGGUGGCCAACUACAAGAAACGUCUGACCUCUGUGAUUGCCAACAAUGGUUUUGCCACCAAGUACUAAGUCAUGUUUUGCAGAGGGGUCAAAUAUUUAUUUCCCUCAUUAAAAUGCAAAUAAAUGUAUAACAUUUUUGACAUCCGUUUUUCAGGAUUUUUUUGUUGUUAUUCUGUCUCUCACUGUUCAAAUAAACCUACCAUUAAAAUUAUAGACUGAUCAUGUCUUUGUCAGUGGGCAAAUGUACAAAAUCAGCAGGGGAUGAAAUACUUUUUUCCCCUCACUGUAUAUACACUCCUUUCUUGAAACAUGAAUAUCUUAACAGCCUUUAUAUCUAUUAUAGACAUGUUUACGCAGUGGCGAACCUAUAGGCCUUCAGUGUGUGACAGGUUGGUGAUUCUGAAAAGACAGCAACCGUAAUACCAGUGCACUCAUGUAGGAGUGCACUUUUUGUAAAACACAAAAGGGCCAGUGGUGUAGUGGAGGGUAUAUGCAGGUAUAAACCAUUUAUUUUCAGAGGGCAUUGCGUAUACUCACUUCUUAAUCCCUACUGAUGCGUAUCAAAGUAUUGUAGUGGAGGUAUACGACUUAUUAUAUAGUACAAUAGAGAAAUCAUGCACAAAGUAGCCUACAUAAAUCGCAAAGCACGUGAAAUAUAUUCACAAUGCGAGCCGCACAAAUAGCCUAGUUUCAGUGGAAUUUCAUCUGCAGGCAGUGUGCAGCUCUCAACUGGUUUUGGCAUGGAGCAGCUCACAAAAGAAUAACAUCGGUAGCCGGUAGGGUAGGAAAGGCGUUUCAACUUAUGAUAUCUACCAGUAAAUACUAACUUAAGGCAACAAUGGGUAUGUAAACCAGGAAUUGAAAAGAUUUAGUCCGAUGUGUUGGUUAUUAGGCUAUUUGUGAUGCGCAAUUGUCAUCAUGCGCUAUUUAAAAUCAUGGGCGUAGACAUGGAUGAGCCUGGGUGGACACAUGCCCACCCACUGGGGAGCCAGUCCCUGACAGGCCCAACCAAUCAGAUUGAUGUGGUUUAAGCAUUGUUGUGGACUUAGACCAUCAACAUUUAUUUUAUUUUUAAAAACAAAUGUUUUAUGUGGUUUGGAGAGUAAAAAUCUGGGCGGGACGUUUGGGAACUUUUUGGCAAAGUUAGAGUAUAGCCACUUCUCCAGACACCACUACACCACUGGAUAGGGCCGAUGGAAAGACAGCAGUCACACACAGCAUGAUGUUAAAGGAUAAGCAGUCCAUAAACUCUGACAUAAUACGCCAGUAGGUCCCAAUCAUAAGAAUACAAAACCACAACCAUUAAGCAUUCCCCAAUUGAAAUGUACAACUAUUACUUCCCAUUGCAAAAAAUAUAGCACACAAAAUAACCAGUGACCUAAAGUUUAAAGUAGAACUGACAGUGUUUUAACUACUUUGCAGAUAUGAAACAAACAGAAUCAUAAUAUCAGUCAAAAAUAUCAAAUUCCCAGUUUAUGCUACAAAACCAACAUAGAGGUUUUAAAAAUAGGUUAUUAUUUGACUCAACGUUCCAUGACAUACACUAAGGCAUUGUUGGCAGAAUAGAUGGAUGCAGUUCAAUGUAUGAUAUAAUUCACCAAUACUUUUUUUGGUAGUCCAAAAUAUUGCUUUCAGGUUGUAAAUCACAGCUGGCCUGGUACAUUGUUUGCUGCCUCCAUUCGGGAUGCACUGUUUCAGUUUCAAUGACUCAAUAUUCUGGACAAAAACUGACGAAUGUAACUAAGGCUGGGAAUGUCAAUACAAUCAAACUACCAAGGGCAAUGAUCACAAGUCAGUCAUAACGUGGCUAAUAGGCUAGCGUAUCUAUUUAUGUAGCAAGCUAAAAAAACACGGAGCUUAACAUUAGCUAAAUAGCUAGCUAGGUAGCUAGCUGCUAGGAGGAUGUCAUGUCAUGCCAUUGGAGGAGUGGGUGAGUGACAGAUUUUUCCCCCUCGGUGGCUAUACACAGCUAGAGAUACAGGUGUCAUUUGGUUAGCUAGCAAGUACUUGAACGACUGUUAUCUAGUUAGCAUAUCUCUUGCGUUCGUAAAUUCACUCUGGCUAUCUACUCCGAUUUCAGAGCACUCUCAUCCGAGUGUGCCAGAGCGCAGAACAACUGAUGAAUUUAUGAACGUGCAACACCCACUGAAUAUGACCGGUGUCAGUAAAUGUAGGCAAAAAAAGUAAUAGUUAGUCAAGAAUGCUCUAGAUAACAUGUAAACAGCCUAACCAGCUCUGCUACGGCGAGUAAAAUGGUCAGAGUGAGGUGUUCUCUCAUUUGUGUCUGGAAGUAGCUAGCAAGCUAUUUAGCUUGGGUGCUUGGUUGGUACAAGCAUGCAUUGGCAGGCAAGCUGCAGAGGCUACAAUUCCCCAUCGUUUAUCAGCGCAAUUUUGACGGCCAACUAGCUGAAAAAGUUGGAGGGUUUAUCUAAUGUUCCUUCAUUAGAUUUUAGCUCAUCUUGCUCUGGCUAGCAUUAGUUGUUGAUCUUGUUGUUGUUGAGGUGCAUAACUGAGGGAGAGAGAUCCUACCUUUGAUCAAUAGGACUGUAAAGUUCCCAAAUGUAAGGGGACUCCCAUGGUGUUUACAUAUUUGCAGAAAUCCAUUCAGGUUUAUUUUGUGGCUUUUGGCGAAUGCGUUCUAAAUGAUCUAAAGCGCUGUUGCAACUGCCUGUAAACACACAGUCCAGUUCAAAGUGAAUGAUGGCAGGCCCAUGUGGCAAAUGGCUUGUUUGUAUAAAAGCCUACUGUAGCUCUGAUUGGCUAUAGGUCCUGGACAAGACAGAUAUUUUUAUUCUGUUUUAUUUUCUGCAGUGUCUGUUAAUUGUCCAAACGCAUGGCCGAUUUCCCACUCUAUAUUGCUAUAGAAUUCUCACAAAUGCUUUAGUAUAUGUAAUUCCCAAACAUUCUAAGAAUUUAUGAAAACGUGGUCGCUUGUCAGAAAAUGUUUUAAAAAGUGGGAUAUUCUUCAUGUUGCUAAAAUGCUGUCAGUUCCACUUUAAAUGCAACAAUGUUUCACACACAAGUUAUUUUCAAAGAGAUGGCAAACAGCAAGCACGCCGCAAUAAAAAUCACAGCUUCUGAUGUGCUAGCCAAUGGCUGACUUAGCUAGCUAGAUUUAUCUCCCCAGAGACCAGCAAAGAAAAAUCCUGAUUGGAUCUUUUUUUCCCUCCAGCGUUAACCCUUUCCUUUCCAACAAAAACUGAAGAGAUUAAAUCAGAACAUCAUUGAAAAUAAUAUUAUUAUUAUUAUUUUAUAAAUCCUUAGCCCUUCUCUGAAGGCGUAGAAGGCCCACUGUGUUUAGGUCAGUAAUCAUUUGUAGAGUGGCUCUAUUUUCCCUCGCAUGCAUUUUUCCACUAUUCUGAAGGUCUAAAGAAUCCAUAUGUUGUUCUGAAAUAUGAACACAGAAAUAAUGGACAUUUGAACUCUUAUUAUGGUGGUGAUUUGACAAAACUACAAUCAUGGUCUUGAAUUGGACUCGCAUGUUUCGGGACUCGGACCCCUUGUCCCCCUCCCGGUCUUGGUGUUGACUCAGACUCGAUUUGCUCCGGUCUUGGUCUUGAAUCGGUCUCUCCUUAGGUGAUCUUGAACACAACACUGUGGGGACCUAAAAUGUAAUUCCAUUCAAAAUCCUAUUUUCCCUAACCCCUAAACCAACCCCUAAGCUUAAAAUAUCCUUUGUCCUUCCGGUACCCACAAGGAUAGUAAUACAAGCCCCCACACACACACAGACAGAAAGAGUGAAUGAGAGCCCCAUACCCUCCCUGCAGCAGCCUCUCCCUCAUGGUGAGGAAGUCCAUGGGGUUCUUAAUGAUGCGUCGGUAGCCGGGCACCACGCGGGGGUUGACGGGCUCCAGGAAGGGCCAGGCGUCAGCGUGAGACUCCAUCUCCAUCAGGAUGAUUCUACACACAAACACAAAACACGUCAGCUAGAACGGGACUAUCAUCACAUGCUAGUCAGAACAUGAAUCUCAUGGUCUUAUAGAAACCACUGGUGCAAUGGGACACGGUAACUAAUUUGAGGUGAGUAAUUUAAUAUCAUGUCCUAUAACCACUGAAACAUUGUGACACUACAACUGAUCUGAGAUCAGACUCACUCGCAGUAGGUGAGGUCGGGCUGGUUGCGGGUGGUCAUGCGGCGGCGCUUUGCGGGUGAGAAGCCUGCUGUGCCUCCUCCAUCUCCCGAGUAGCGGGAGGAUGAGGAGGACGAGGCAGGGCCGCCGUCCUUAUGCCGUGUUGCCAUGCUAGCACCACCACCGCUGCGUCUGCUGGGCACCGUCUCCUCGUCAGAACUGUCGUCUUCGUACCUCCUCUUCUUCACCCGUGUCCUCUGCUUGGAGGAGCGAUGGUUGCUACGUGGUGACUCACCGUCACUCGCCUUAUAAAACAACAGGACACAGUGAGACAGUGAUGAAAUAACAGCCCUGGGAGAAAGGUUAAGGAGGACUCAGGGCCACAGGGAGGAGAAAUUACAGAGGGUACUACUGUGGCAGAUUUCGAAGUAGGGCCUGACAAUAUUAUGGUUUAAUACUUGUUCAGUUUCAAAACACUGGGGACAAAAAGCUACCAUUGUGUUCAUGUUGUUUCACCAUAUAUUAUUAUUGUAAUUAUGUUGCACCAACAUGGCUUUUUGGUUAAAUUUACAAAAAGUAAAUCAGCGUAUACAGUUUUUUAUCUUAAUCUAAGCCAAGUUUCAAACAAAAAACCGACAACAUUUCUAUCUGCAAUGUUCUGAACGGUUCCCUUCUUAACUCCUCCCCCCUGGUUAGAUGAGCAGUGACACCUGCUGUUGUCCAUAAGGGUAGCCAAGCAGAGUGCAGCCCCAGUCAGUACUCACCUUGGAGACGCAGGUGGGGCAGAACCAGUCCCCCUCUGGCACCUGGGUGACCUUUGGCCUCAGGCAGUACAUGUGGCAGCCGCGGUCACAGCAGUCACACAGCAGCAGGUACUCAUCAUUAUCCCCCUUCCUGCACACCUGACACGUCUACAACAACACACAGACAGGGACCCACAGGUAGUCUUCAAGGGAAAUGCUUUGUUGCCAUCUUUCAGACUAUGGUGCUAUACUACAUUUGUUUGCUGUAAGUUGCUUUGGAUCAAAGUGUCUUCUCAAUGGUCUCAUCAGCAUGUCACUACUAUGAUAUUUGCCAUGGGAAUGUUCUAUAUUCCUUGUUUCACCUACAUCCAUAAUUUUCUUCCCUUUAUAAUAAUGGUUUCUAUUCUCAGUGUACAUAUUGAGUAUUGCUACUGGGUUUGUCCUCACCACUUUGACCACAGAUCUCUCCCAGGCGAUGGCCUUCUCCAGCUGCAGCAGACACAGACACAGCUGGGGGGCGCUCCGACAGCGGUCCAGGGCCUGACGCCACGUCCGCAACCUGGGGGUGAUCUCACUCUCCAGACUGGGGGAAAGAGAUGAUAAAAAUAGGUCUUAAUAAACACAAUUAAGAGCUGAAGUGAGAUGAAGGUUUAAAUCACUGAAGAGCUUUGAGCAAUUUGACCAAAUGCUACACAAAUCGAAUCCAUUUUAUUAUUAUUAUUAAAACACGCUCCCCUCCACCCUUUCCAACCUCUGACCCCUCGCCUGACUUCAACCCUGUCCCUCCCACCUCAUGACGUCCAUCUGACCCAUCUGGCUCUCCUCGGGGGUGAGGGGGGCGAGACGCACCACCUCGGCCAGGUUCCAGAGGGGCUCCUUCAGGUAGCGCCGGUCGAUGUUCCUCUCCAGGUUGGCCAGGCGCAGGACGGCCAGGUCCAGCGGGUGGCUGGCCACGCGGGGCAGGUCUGACCACUCCUUCUUGGUCCGCACGAUCCAGUCGUCCCGGGGGUCCACGUCAUGCUCGUAGUACUGCAGGUCGUCACGCGUGGAGUCCACCUCUGGAACCGUGUAGGGCUGAGGUGGGGAGGAGGGAGAAUGACAGAAAAUAUUAUAUUAUAGUUCACAACAAUCAAAUAGCAGUGAAGCAAAGGACUUUGAAGCUAGAGCAAGACUCAAAAGGGUUGCGAGGUAAACAGUAGCAGUGCGUAGGGUAAAAUCACUGGGGAAGCCAGAAAAAAAUGCCAUAUUACAACCUGUGUUGUGAUAAUUGCAUUGUUUGCUCUAUAACCUGUUAGUUCAUAUACCUUGCUGAUAUAUUCUCCUCUCUUACAUGUCGACGAAACGGGCUAUCACUCUGUCAUACAGCAUUUUUUGUUGUCCUAGGCUACCUGGCUAAAAUGCUUGCUCGCUAGCCUAACUUCCUUUCAUGGGCAACGUUAGCAAGUUAACAUUACCAUUCUACAUCUAGCUACAUAUUGAACUUUCAUCCUCUCAGGCCAGGGGCACAAUGUAGGAAUUAAUGGUUGGAUCAGAACCGCUGUUAUAAUCAUUGGCCAGUACAGAGAAUUAAGUAAAACCACAAGUCCUAAUCCCUAUCUCCAGCCAUGGCUAAUUUAGGAAAGGGCCAAUUUUAGAUAGCUAGCCAGCCACCGGAAGACAACAACACAACGAGAUGCAACAAUUCAAAUCGUUUCUGUCAAUGACGUAUGCUCUCAAUGCGAUUUGAUAGGAGUGACGCCAAAUCCAAAUUGGCUUCCCUUCACACUUUUUUUUGGUGCACCAGGACCAUUUACAAUUGAGCUGAUUGGCUAUUGUUUUAUACAUUUUUUAAAUCAAGGGAGGCCAAUUGCUUGCUGGCUUCCCUUGCAUUCAACGCUACGGGUGGCAACAAAGUCAUACUUAUUUAGACCAGACAGCAUCAGAUAGAUGGGCUACACGUACAGAGACAGAGGGGCGCUGUUUCGCUCACUCGGAUGCUUUCUCCGGUGAGAUACAUUCAGCCUCUUGCGAAUUGAAAGAAAAUGAUAAAACAGAGACUAAAUAAAUUAUUUUAUAUGUUUUUCUUGGUCAAUUUUCUGGGGAAGGCUGGCUUCCCUUGGCAUCCAUGAAUACACGCCACUGGAGGUAAGUGAGGUAAGGUAAGGUGGGAGAGGUGAGGUAAGGUAAGGUAAGCGAGUGCAGACAUCAAAUGAUACAUUUUUUAAGCCACACAACUAUUUUCAAAACAUAAAAGCAGACCCCUAAAAACCACAGAGGUAGGGUGAAUAUAAGGAACACAGACAGACAGCGCUUAUUUCAAACAGUGUUAGGAGCAGAGGUGUUAAAGGUGAGAACUCUAGAGACAUUGGCCGUGUCCGAAUACCCGUACUUGCGUUCUAAAUAGUAUGUGAAAUUUCAACAAAUUUGUAUGCUUUAAAUGCCAGGAUGUCAUACUCAUUUCGGCUUUUCAUCAAGUUGAAUUCGCUGAAGAGAAUUGUCUUUCCGGACGUGUGUCUGACAACAGCUGAUAAUCAGCUGAGUGGUGGCGCUCUACCAAAAUUAACGAAUGGCAGAAAUCAACGUAAUUGCACAUUAGAUAACGUAUUCUCAGUAGGAUGAGCCUAGUAUGCGGUUAUUCGUUGCUUACUGUAUCCGUUUUUACUAAACAGUAUGUUCUAAAUAGUAUGUAGUACGAUCAUUUACAUUUAAGUCAUUUAGCAGACGCUCUUAUCCAGAGCGACUUACAAAUUAUAGUUAAAGUAAGUAGUAGGCAUGCCAGAUUUCGGACACGGCGUCUCCUUUUCAUUUUAGGAGGUGACAAAAAUAAUUCUAAAGGAAUUCUUAAAGGGGAAACGUGAAGACUUGUGAAAGAGUGUAGAUCCAAAAGGAGGGUGAGGAUGUGUGAACGAUAGAUCUAAAACCUGGUUUGUACCUGGAAUCCUGCGGCUGGCGUUUCCGUGUUAUUGUCAGUGUCGCUCCUUCCACUCUGAGGAGCCAUCUUGAAAUAUAAGUAAUGGACAUAUGAUGUGAUGAGUGUGAUACGUUUACCUGCUUAUGCAUGACAAUGCUAGGUGGGGGACACGUUCACUCUGUACAAACUGCAGCUGCACAUACCACCUACGCCACCCUCUGGACAUUCAGUGCAACUGCAGCCAUAGUAAAAAAUCAAAUAAAAACUGAAAUAAACGAAUAAUAAAAAACUGACAAGCUCUGGACAUUUCAAACCCAAACCCAACUUCCUUUACAAACUACCAUGCACCCACCCUACCCAUGCAUCCCUGGGUGCAUCUCAACAGUCUAAAGUGUCCUCCUCGCCUUGGUCUGCACAGAUAUGAAAAGGCGGUAAAUGUGGGGAUGAUAUGACGGAAACGUAUUUCGGGAUCAACUCUCUACUAUCUGUGUUUCCAGAUCUGUGCAGAUGAGGAAUGUAAGUAUGGAUAGGAAGUCACUUUAGAAUAUUGAGACAGGGCCCCUCUGUCCCCCUGGCAUCUCACCUUGAGGUGCAGGUCGGCGGCGAUGACCCUCUGCUCCAGGUCCUCCACCCAGCGGAGGGCUCCGACGUCUGUCUCCAGGGCCCGCUCCUGGACCUGCCACGGCUGCUGCAGGGCCUCCAGCAGGGCCUCUCCCUCCUUCACCUUCACCUGGAAUAUAGGGUCUGACGGGGGGACGGAGAGGAGAGAAGGGAGGGAGAUGCAAGGGGGAAGGGAGGGGAUAGAGAGCGAUGGUAGCGAGAGAAAGGGAUACAAGGAAGGUGUCAUCAUCUAGUUUCCAUUCAUUACAACGCCAUACUUUUUAAAAACACAUUGAUGUCAAAAGCAGCUUCACUAUUAAACACAACCAAUCUGACACACACUAUGACUUUUCAUAUCCCCAUCUUUUUCUAUAGCUGACUCAGUGACCAGUGCUCAUUGACUCACCGUUGAUGGGCCGUGUGCAGACCUCAGCCAGAUACUCCAUGUGUUUGGCCAGGUGUUUGUGGAGCACCUUCUCCCGGAUGCCUCGUGGGUGCAGGGCCUGCAGGGUGGCCGUCAUGUCCUCAGGCUCUUUUAUCCACCACCAGCCACGCACCAUUGCUAACAGCACAACAGCAGCACACACAUUAGACACCAGCAUCACACCUAUAGCAUAGCAUGUUAGCAAACCAUGCUAGCCAUAACCGGCUAACCACACACAAGUAUGUCAAACAUUUGAUCAGUUAUUGUUUAAGAUGUUUGCUACUUCGGCUAACCAUACAUAAAUAAUCAAGUAAGCCAAAUCCGCAGCUCAAAUUGCAUCAUGUUUACAUUGCUGACAAGUGUCAUCGUCAGACACUACAGUGAUGAUAUUCAAUAAACCUUAGUGGUUUUCAAUUGCAUGCGUUUUAAAAAAAGGGGACAGCUUGCUGGAAUGGGAUUGAACUGAAUGGAUUGAAGGCUUACAUGCUGGAAUGGGCUUGACCACGAGCUGAGUGAAGUACUGUUGCUCUAUCUCCUGGAAGAGUGUGGAAGAAGGGCGGCCACGACGCUUAGCUGCAGCCCCUCUAGCUCCAACCCUGCGGGCGGGACUGCUGCCCCUCCUCCGCCUGCGCCCCGGUUUGGCUGGGAUGGGGGUGGUGGUCACCUGGGGUGUGGGAUCCAAGGGGGCUGGUACAGACUGGAGAGAGAGGGAGAAAGAUGGUUUAAUAAGAGAUAA
This is a messenger RNA of Coregonus sp. 'balchen', 57996 nucleotides long. The record is from the annotation of a GenBank genome assembly. Lineage: Eukaryota; Metazoa; Chordata; Actinopteri; Salmoniformes; Salmonidae.